Molecule: messenger RNA, 48363 nt
Organism: Pocillopora meandrina
Lineage: Eukaryota; Metazoa; Cnidaria; Anthozoa; Scleractinia; Pocilloporidae
Source: the annotation of a GenBank genome assembly
GUCACCUUUCUGUAGAAUAGAAAUCUUCCAGCAGCUCAGUAGUGUCCCUGCUGAAGCGAAAUGGAACUUGAACAAACCUAACAUUGAUGCACGAUUGCGGCUGGUCUAUCGAGUGAAUUUGACAAGCUGGGAGGAGAGGGAAAGGGUAAGGAGUCAAACAGAGAAGAGAGAGGCACGGGAUAGGCCUUGAGGAAGACUGGUGCUUCACCAUGCCGUCACGAAAGUGAAGUCGAGAUUAUGCAUGCCUAAUUGCUCUUUCCGAGAAACUCGGGGCCUCUGUUUUAGAACGAGGAACGCGAAAAAGCCUUAUUUCUGAACAUAAUUUCUUUAUUGUUACGAAGGUAAACGAACCGAAAUGUUAGACUUGAUUUCAUUUUGAGAGUGAGAUGAACUUGCCAGGAGGCUAAACAAACUUUGAUUAUAUUGCUGCCAUUCGAUCUGUUUUCAUGCGAGUGAUGGACACUGGCACACAUAGUCAACAGAGACCGAAAUACAGAGCAGGGAAAAUACAGAAGACGGCUUUUACUCCAAUUCCCAGAAUUUGUUUUAAUUUUCCAAGUAUUUGCACCAAGCUGUCAGGUGUUUACAAGUCUUCUUUCUUGCAAUUCUUCCAAGAUAACUAUAUAAAACAUAAAUCUGUUAUAAAGCCAAAUAUUUUGCCGCUGUUUUCUUGAAAACGCUUUCUAAGAAAUACACGAAAUCCUUCUAACAAAACCGAGACGGCGACAAGGUUACCGGGGAAAAGAAAUAGUACUUGAUGUUUGCACUCCUUUAUUUUGAGUUCAUGUUGACAUUAAGCUCUGAAAACCUACAACUGCGAAAUAUCUUACAAUAGAGGUCCUGCUCAAAGUCGAUCUUUAUCUUCAACAUUAACGAAAGGAGGCAAAAUGACUCAAUACUUUGCAUAACUAACAAUGGAUAUGACAGAGCUGUCAACUGCCAAAUUGCAACUAACUUGAAGGGAACCUUAAACUUCACCAAAACCUUUCUUAAUUUUUGUAAUGAUGGACAGUGAGCUGAAAAGUUAAAUUGGGAUAUUUUCUGAUUCCUUAGAGGCAAAACACGUAAGGUCAUUCAACUUGGUCUUUAACUUUUCUUCGAUCAAUUUAGAUUUCUUUGCAACUUUUAAAAAGUCAAAACGUAAAUGCUUUCACAAAAAAAUUCUUUUGAUUGGUAAAAUUACUCUAAUUAUGUUUCCGUUGAAUUGCCCAUCAUUUUGAUUAAUAAUACACAAUUAAUUAAUGGACUGAAAUGUUCUUAGAUUUACCUUGAGAUGCAAAUCUUAUUGCAAUAAUGAGCUAAUGAAGGGGGAACUUUUACCUCAUAAAAAGUCGAAAAUAGGAACUACAGGAUGGAAUAUCAAAGAAGAGAAGAACCUGUGAGGAAUCUAAUUUACCCAUGACUGAAAAAAUGUUGUAUUAUGUUUCUAAAUGAUGCACACAGCCCCUUUUCAAGGCUCAGCUAUUAUUAAAAUUCGGGUUUUUACUAUUGCACUCAAAUCUAUGUGUUUGCUUUUAUGAUACAUCUCACCGAACUAAUUAUUCAGUUUACAACAGUUAUCCUUAAUCUAACUUGUCAUCUGUUUUAGGCUCCUGGUUUGGACGUUAAGAUGUUUUCUACCCAACACGACUAAAAUUCUCUAUUCCAUGAUAUUUUUUUUGAUAACAUGUAGGUUUGAAGUUUCAGAUUUUCAUCUCGCACUGACAACAUGAUAGCCAUACAAACACAACCAAGAGGCUCAGCAAUGCCAACAGGGUCAAGAGGAAUUCUUGGUUAGUGCUUUCUACAAGCUACAAACAAAAUAAAAUGUUUUUUUCCUCUUGUGUGUUAGCUAGUUGAUUUUCAUCAAAAAAUCUACUGAUGGAUAAUUUUCGUACCAUUACGGCAUCAUCUCGGUUUAUCGGAAAACUGGUGAUCAUUAUCAUUUAUGAAAUCACAACUAAAGUGAACAAAAAAACAAUCUCUAUCAUUUUCCCAAAAUUUGAAAGAGGGAAGUAUUUCAUUGCUUUCAUUGUGAAAACUAUGAUUUGGACUCUACAGCUAGAUGUUUGACUUAUGCUGUCAGUGAAAUAUACAAAGAUCUUGCUUAAAUAAUCGAAACGGUCAUCCCUUUAGUCGCUCCUAUUAAGCCAUUAUAGCAAGGCCUCUUUUUACAGUUUGUACUCACUUUUCCGCCUUCAGGUGCCAAUGUAUCACUUCCUGAUGUCUCGUACCAACUUCUGUUUCCACUGGAAGAAAAAAUGUGAGUUUGUGAGUUUCUUCUUUGGGAAGAUGUUUAGGAGGAUAUUUAGGAAGGUGUUGACGAUCGAAGCUAUGUUUUCAGGAGCGAGCUAAAAUAUUACUUACAUUAUAUAUCGCAUACUCCCACAAUAAAAACGGAAUUUUUGGUGGGGGGUGCAGGGGAGGGGUGAGGGAGGAUGAUAAAAGAUGCUCAGAAAUUAAAAAUGAGCGUUGAAAUGACCGCCAAUUGAAGAAGCUUUUGACUGUCAAACAAAUUCUCCUUGUCAGCGCCAGAGAAAUUGCACAGAAACAGUAUGGAAAAUAUGCAUACUGGUGUUAUGGUGUAAAAGGAUGAAUUUAAGAAAUACAGUCAUCUGUACUUGGUAUCGCUUAGCUUGCAGACUGUAAGUGAUAAAGGAUUAAGUUAUUUAAACCAGGCUUACAAUACAACCAAUCUUCGUUCGGAUUCUCCUUGUGAACAAAAUCUAAGAGGGUUUCCUCGUUCUGUCUGCCGAUUUUCCUAAAAAUUGAAUAAAGAGAGAGAGAGAGAGAGAGAGAGAGAGAGAGAGAGAGAGAGAGAGAGAGAGAGAGAGAGAGAGAGAAAGAACUGAAUAAUAAGUCAUAGUCCAUUGGAAGUUAUAAAUAGUACACAGCGCAAUAUUUUCAAAUCAUAUGCAGUAUGAUUCUUACUUAUUGGACUAAAUGACCUUUCUAUGUAUGGUUCAUGAAACAUGAAGAGAGGAAUUGGGAGAAAACACUCGUGUAACGCUAAAUUGUGCUAACUUUCUUCAUUUCAACUAUGACGUUUGGUAUAUUUCCGUAAUUUAUUUUUCUCUUUCGCUUUAUAGUCUAAAAUAAAAACUCUUACUUUUUUUUUUCGGAGGGUACGGUAACGAAUCCUGCAAUCUGAUUGGUUCUUUACCCGGUCAGUAUUUUCCUAUCUCUGCCCACGGGCCACGGUAACGCUCUCGUGAGUCGCCGAGUACAUCCCAACUAUCGUUGCCAUUUUUCAUUAAUAUAUCUCGUUUUCCGUCUGGGCGGUACUUUUAAGCAAACACGUUGGUCACUACCUCAGGCCGAUAAAUAACUUAUGAAUCCUCUCUUUUCCUUCUCUCAAAUCACUUUGGUUGACAGAAAAAUAUUAGUUUCAGAAUGAACUCGUAUAAGCAAUAGUGAUUGCGUUAGUUGACAAGGGCCUAAAAACCGUCUGCAAUUAAUUUUAAGCGUUCACAAAAAGUACCUAGAAAGUUAAAACGUGAGGUAUUUGGUUACAGUUAAACUGAACGAUGGAACUUUCAUUUGUUUAAUAUCUGAAUUUUCUCAAACAACUUGUUCGUAGUGAAAGAGCGAGCGAAGUUUUAAUUUCAGUUCUUUGCAAGUCCGUUCAAUUUGGACAUUUGUACCGCAAAUUGCACAACAGAAACUGAAGGAAUUUAUUGAGAAAAGGCCGCAUUAAAUCCCCUUGUGUCUCGUUGGAGUGUGCCAUUCGAAUUUAGUUCUUGUGGAGGAAAGACCAAAUUUACACUCGCCAUUGCAGCAAACAAACCAGCAAACUCUCACAACUUCAAAAUAAAAAACUUGAAUUUACUCACAAUUACUUUCCUCGCCGUUUACUCAAUGAACAGAGGUAAAUCUUCGUACAUGAAUGAAUCGUCGAUGAGAGUGAAUAAUACUUUCCGUCAGAUUAUUGACUGUUUUUGAAGAAAACAUUGUCGUGACAGUCCUUGUCAAACUAGUUCCGUUGUUUUUCAAAUCUUCUUGCCCUUUUUUUCUUACGCACUGUCUAAUUGACAGGUGUCAGAUUGUGACAGAUAUUUGUAAAAAUAAAGUUUCAAAGUUGUUUGGAAGCCUCUGAAAUUACCGUUAUAGUUAUGUUAAUGAAAAUGUUUCGGAGAGGCAUCUCUCUUUACUUUGCAUCACCUCUAAUUUAACUACCAUUUACUCGCUCAAAAAUUGUUCAGUUUAUGGAAGAUCUUGCCGUAUUUACAGCCCUAAAUCAUUCGGGUUCUUUCGGAAAGAAUUUCGUCAAGUUAAAAAAAAUAAAUAUGUUAUUUACCGGCUAUGGGUCGGUCCGUAUGGUGAAAGACUGUGACCUCGUCCUUGAAAUUUCAAGACCAGCCGGCAAGUAGCAUAUAUGUACUGUUACUUGAAAUUAUCAAUUCCUUUGGUACAUACCUCAUCUUUUGGCAGCAUUUCAAAGUUAAGUUUUCUGCAAAAUAAAAAAAGCGCAGGAAAUUUCACCAGUUGGAUUCGUUCACAAGCUCUUUUCGGGUCCUUCUGGGAGCGUUCGUGUGACAUUCAAGUAAUUUCCUUUAGAUGAACGUGCUUCAGACAUUUUUAAACACCGUCACCAAAAGCAUUAAAUAACUUAGUAAAUAUAGUAUGAGUCUGUAGCCGUUAUGAAACAAAACUAUCAGAAAGAGAAUUGGAUAGAAACUUUAGGAACAAAAGGAUGCUUUUAAUUAAAAUUUACUUGUUCGCUGCUGAGUCAGCUCAGAGAGGACAAAAAUGGUACAGGAAAACUGUUUGCCGGUCCCAGCAUCUCUUGUCGCUUUCUGAACAUGCGUGAGUCAUCAGAUUUUUCGCCCGGUUUAAAUGACCUAACUAAUUCAAUUUUUCCUCAAACGAUUACUUUUCUUACAUUUUUAAAGUGUUUCAAAGAAUCAAGUUAAAAUGAUUGAGAGAACUUUGAAAUUGCUACCAGAAACACGCAAAUGAAAUUAAUGAAUUUAGGGAAGGUGAGGAAAAGGUCUGACCAGACCUGAAAACGACGGUUAGUUUCAGUUAGAAUGCAAGUGAGCAGUUGAUUAUUUACGGUUUGAUUUUAGGGGUAUAAAACUGUAUGUGAUAUUAAAAUUCGCACAAUACCCUUUAUUACUUCGAAUACGUCACUCCAGUGUUACAUGUAAUUAAUAUGGAGUCUACGUGAUACAAACUUUUGCAAAACAAUAACGCAACGUAGGAGUCUACGUGAUACAAACUUUUGCAAAACAAUAACGCAACGUAAGACCCAGAAUCGAAAUUUAAAAUUUAAAAUUACAAUUACGUAACUGUAACUUGUGAAUCGUUUACAGAAAACAUUCUCUCCGUGUGGUUAUUCGGCCAGCGCUCGCUCAGUGAAGGAUUUAUCAAAAUCUUCCCCUCGUUGGAAUAAAAAGAACUUCAUUGCAUUCUUUUCUCAUUUGAUGGGAGGGCUACUGGUAGUAAUUCUGAGUAAUGUAUUCUCCGUCGAAACUGCAAGAACUAAACAUUGUACGUACCUUUCUGGCAGCAUCUGUCUCACUUCACUUUGAAGAGGAAUCUUAGAGUCAAUUGAAGUCGCGUGCUGCAAGGUAAUUAUCGAUACCUUUCGUAGCUUGUCCACCUAGCCACGCCAAUCAGGUGAGGAGAGCGCAUGCUCUUCGAGAUGUUGGAGUGUGGUCGUGAUAUGAUUUCCUCACGUCGGUAAGAAUUGACGGGAAUUUACUGUUUUUGUCUCGGGAAAACAUCCUCUCCUCGAUUCCCUAUAAUUUUAAGCACGUAGCGUGUGUCAAAUCGAUGCCCUGGCUGACCUUCUAUUACCGUCUAGACACGAAGACAUCAAGAAACCCUCAGGAACGUGAAAAAUGAUGCUCAACUCAAGAAUGUUCAAAACAGUAUUUGAAUAUUACUAUUAGCUACAACAGAAUUCGUUUCCUUUCGCAAUCCUCAAUUUAAGGGGGAAACCAUGAUUAAAGUAUUUGCCUCGGGUAAACAAUUAACCCAAACGCAGGAAUUUCACUCAUGAACAGAUCUUACUUCAUUAUUCGAGGUUCAUAAACGUGACCAGACGUUUGUCAUGGCUGAUCAUAUCACAUUAUUGAAAUUGUUAGUGUAAUAAUCUUUUUUAUAACCCAUAUGUGGUGAUAUGCUAACCUCUUGCUAGUAGAUGGCACGUGCCAGUAAAGUAAACUAAUUCAGUUUUUUUUCGUUGCUGUACAACGUCAACUUAAGUAGUUUUUUUCGGACAGUGCGGUUUCAUUGCAUCACACGCGCCCAACCAUCUUUCCAACAAGCUCUAUUUUUAACAGGUUUGUUCAAUUGUUAACAAAUGUGAGUGCCAUAAUCUUUUUAUAAACCAGACGUGGCGAUAUGCUUACCCCGUGUAGCAAUUAGAAUUUGCCUCUCUAUCCAUUGUCAAGCAACUGCGAAAGGAUCUCUUGUUUUUCUUUCUAUUAAACUACUAUUAUGAGGUUCUCUUUCUAUUCAAUAAGUUCGCGUUUUUGCGUGAGGUUAUGUAAGAAUUACGCAACUCCGAUUCAUUUCUAGCCGGUGUGAGCGUUGUUUCCGCCAGAUAAUUCUCAUUGCCAAUUGAUUUCAACUAAUUGAGUCGUUUCGUUAGUUUUUGCUAGCUCCGUGUUGGUCUUGUUUAGGAAUUUAACUGUCGCACCUGGUUACGCCACAAUUUGUAAGUUAAUUUCUAUUUCAUGUAGCCUUUUUCGUUAUUCUUGUUGUUGUUAUAUUUGUACUUAGAUAUUUUCAUUAAUUAUUUAUUUCAGUCAAAUCACGUCUGCACGUCUACACAUCCUUACAUCUAAAUACACGUCUAUCUGGCAAAUAGUUUAAAUGUGCAUUCGUUCUGUGGCCUUAAACGUAAAGUAUUUAUCUACAUUUUAUUCGAAAUAUGUGCAUGGAUUGACUAUAAAUGAUAAAUACAUCAUUUCAUGAUGAUUUUUUUCUAUAAAGUUACAUUAUUUUGAAUUGUGUUUCCUUUGACUGGCUCAUUAUUUUGGCAUUAAAUACCCUAAUCAAAUCAUGUUUAAAGUGUUGACUUCAUAGAAAGGAGAAUAAUAAACGCGAAUUACUAAGUACAGUAUAAGUAAGUAAUUAAAGCCCAUGGGGCCGGCGCUUAACUCCGGUUUUCUUAGCAUGAAGCGGUUAAGAGUAUUGCUUCUUCCCCCUCGAUCCGGAGUCGAGCGCACUAACCAUGAGGCCACCGCGCCUCCACAAAGUACAGCAUAAGCUAAGAGACUUAACAUGCGUUAUCAAUAACCAAAAAUCUUAUUAUAUCAGAACAAGCUAAUGCAGAAGAAACUUUCCCCUGAUAAUCGAAAAUACGAAUGAUCUUGUCGACAGGAUUUUUAAAAAAAGGAGAGAAACGAAAAGGUAUGUCUCUAAAUGAUUUACACAGCACUUUUCACACCUCAUCUUUGAAAAAAUGCAUACUUAAUACUAUUGUACUCAAAUGUGGCAGAAUCUGUAAUCUUGAUAAAUUGAUACAUAUUUUUAGAUUAAAUCUUAUUAAACACAUCAUUAAUUUACAACAUUUAGCCUUAAUUGUAUCUCGCGAUAUGUCUAUUAAAGUUUGAAGUUUGAGAUUUCAUCUCAGGAAGGCAGGCGACAUGAUAACGAAAAGAAUUACAAACAAAAGGAGUUCUUGGUCAAUGUUUCCAACAGGCUGUACAAAAACAGAAAAAAAUAUAUGUUAAAGAGAAUAAUAAAAAGAAGAAAUGGAAAAAUAGUAAGAGUAAUGCCUUCUGCUUUUUUUUCCUCUUCAUUUGAAAUGGUAAUAAUAAAUUAAAAAUUUACUUUAUUUUCAUCAAAAUUGUAUAUCCUUCCGCUUGAGCAUCAUACAGGUUUAUCGGAAAACUUGUGGUCAUUGAGAAAUCAUUAAAAUUUAUAGAACCACAACUCAAGAGAAAAAUUUAGUCGAUCUUUAAUAUUUUUCCAAAUUAGGAAAACGGAAUUUGAAAGAGGGAAACAUCACUUUGUUUUCUUUAUGACAGCUAUGGUUUAAUGACAGCUAUGGUUUUUAGACUGUUCCCAAUUGUCAGUGAAACGCCGAAAUUCUUGCUUAAAUAAUCGAAACGAUCAUCUCUUUACUGGCUCCCAUUAAGGCCUCUUUUUAAGGGUUGUACUUACCUGUCCACCUUCAGGUGCCAAUGUAUCACUUCUUGAUGUCUCGUACCAACUUCUGUUUCCACUGACAGCAAAAAAGAAAAUGUUAUUUGCCGAAUGAUAAUCUCGAAGCAAUAGUUACGCCAAAAUUUUAUAGGCAAAUAUUUUCUAUGUUUCCCGCACAAGCGAGCAAAAACUUUGCUCAAAUACAAGUUGUUAGGAGACUAAAGACUAAAUCGUCGAAAUUUUACCAGCCCUUCUUCUCAAGUUAGCUUAUUUCCUAUUCAGUGAAGAAUCUUACUCCCGCCUUUAGUACUGAUGUCUCAUCAUGGAAUUUGCAUGUCUAACAUUUUAAUCCAAGACGAAGGAUGCGGCUGAUACAAAUCGUUACUCGAGACCCAAACAUUGCCGCAGAUAAAGGCAUUAUUCUUGGAUGACUCCUGCAAGCCUUGCAGCUUUAGAGAGGCUUUUUUCCUCUUAUUUAGCAUAGUUAAAAAAAGGUAAACAAAUUGAACAAACAGACAAACCAGCCCGUUUGAAGUUUCCUCAUUUUCGCUAAAAGAGCCCAAAGGGAGUGACUCGGUCUCUUGAAUCACUUGUUGGUAUUCCAAGAAAUUUGGGCAAAAAAACAUGAUUAAAAUGCUUAUCUAACAUUAGAAAUAUAGCUUAGCAGAGUUUUAGACAUUUCAAAUUGUCGGAAUCUAACCAUGACGGUAUAACAUCAGAAUAUUAUGCCAUUUCAAGGUAGUCAGUUCUCAGAGAGAGUGAAAAGACAAAUUAAACUGCAUUUGGUAUUGUGCAGAUUUUUGAAACCAAAACUUACUAUACAACCAAUCUUCGAUCAGAUUCUCCCUGCGAACAAAGUCUUACAGGGUUUCCUUUGUCUGUCUGCCAGUUCUCCUAAGCGAUUAAAGAAUAGACAGAUGUCACUGAACACAGGUUAUAGGGCACUGUCCAUAAUUAAUCAAAACUAUAACAAAAUUCUCGGAAGUGAUUGGCAAUCACCAGCUCGAUUUGAGGACUAAUAGGACAGUGUACGCGUCACGCUUGUAAUUGGACAGUGAAAUAGGACAGUUGAAGGGACAGCGAACACGUCAUGCUUGUGUAAGUGGACAGAACGCGUCAGGUGCGCGGGCCGUUGUCUCGCAUUUCGCCGAGUUUACUGUUGUUUUUUUUGUUAUGAAAACGUAUAACCGAUGUCUAGUUUCUUUCUCAAAUUUUGUCAUAGUUUUGAUUAAUUGGUAACAGGACUUCGUGUCGUCCAAUUCUAUCUGUAAUCAUACUCAUAAUAAACAAAUCGGACUCCUGCUUCACGGUGCGUCCGAUAUUGUUAAUCGCCCGUAUGAUUACAAACCGAAUUGUACUCUACUCGGUCCUAUUACCGUUAUAAAUAUUUCAUAGCGCAGAUCAGUUUUGAAUUUAAUAUAGUAGCUAGUAUUAAUGAUUCGAUAGACUGUCUGAACAAAACUAACUGACUUAGUAGUAAUCAGCUCAUAAAUUUUACUUGUAAUCAUGUAAAAUGGUAUUUUCUCACGUGCAAACAAACUUCUAAGUCGACACAAGACUUUAAUUGUAAGUGAAAAAAGAGCACUAGUCUUGAAUUAAAGGAAAUAAUUUUCCAGUGAGAAAAACAUUUAGAGCAAAUUAAAAAUAGCCUAUUUUUCGGUUUGGUAUACUCAUGCAGGAAACAUUUAUAGUCUGUUGGCCUUACAUUCGAUUUCUACGUUAAAAAAAAACAUCAUGAGAUAAGGAUGGAAAAAACCACCAAUUUAAGAUUAAUAUUGACAUCAUGUUCUCAGUUACGCGAAACGAUGAUGGGAAGUACUGUUUAUUUAAUUUUUGUUUUAUGCUUGUCAAUUACACGUGCACAGCUGAAAACCCUGUUAAUGUUGAUACCAUGGCGAGUGGAAGUUUAUUCAUAAAUACUUGAAAUGAACAACUCCUCUGCAAACAUACCUCAUCUAUCAGCAACAUUUCGACAUUUUCAUCUCCUGCACCGAACUCCAUUAUCAAUUGUCAGAGUUAUGACUCCUAAAUGAUCGAAAACCAGCUGCUACUGAAGAAGUAUAAUGAUGAAAUCGUUAUAAGUUCUUUAUUCCGAUUAACAGCUACUUAAAAGCUAACGCUUACAAGUGUAGUAUUUUACAAGUUACUCUAAAAAAAAUUUACGAUUUUUAAAGCAGAUUUCAGCAGUUUCCUCUUUUAUUUAUAGUCCAAGACAAAUGGUGUUUUUGACCGAAGUUUCUAAACCACGCUGCUUAAUACGCCCUAGUAAGUUUAGGAAGUCGCAAAAAAUUGGGCGAUCGCCAACAAAAUCUACAGAAAUAUCCUUUUGGAGAAUUUGGCGUAAGACCCUUUAAGUAUACAUUUUUAAAGAAUAUGAAAAUACAUGUGCAGUGGGUCGAAUAUAUCUUGUUUCUGAUUAAGUAUGAAUGUCCCAGUAUGAUAUCUUAGCAACAUGAUACAAAAACAAAGUUUUCAGAAAAGCCGACAUUGGAACGAUAACUGGCCCGCCUCAGAUAAGUAGAAGACAGAAAUAUGUCAGGAGAGUCAAGCAGAUAAUGUACUCGUUUAUCUAAGGUGGUGACAAUUAGAUUUAUUUGACAGUUGAGUCAUCAAGUUUCCUGACACCAGCUAUACUGGCCGCGAAUUAAAAUUUAACAAGAGCGGGAAAUAAGGAACUUCAAAUCGAGUUUUCUCAAGAAUAACAAGACGUGAACGAAAAUAACUACCAAGACUUUAUCUCAUUCGUUUAAGCUACCUAGCAAGAAAAAAAGUAUAAUUUUUACUUCAGUCUCCUUUUAGCUCUGUUGUUCGACAACAUUGUUAAUGAUCCUCUCAAUGGCGUAAUCUUCCUAACGGCGGAAUGUUGUUUGACCGAAAUGAUGAUUUUAUAAACACUUAAUGAUGCAAAGAUCAAUGCAAAGAUCUAAUGUAUAUCAACAUUAGUAAUGAUUUUCCCAAUGGGGUAUGCUUCCCUUUUUGGAAAUUUUCGGUUUUUCAUGUCAACUAAGCACUGCUAUUUCAUAUUAAGUUUCCAAAGAAAAGUUUCGUAAAAUAUAGUAAAACGAGCGCGAGCUAUUUACAAAAACGUAUUUUCCAACUGAAAUCUUAAGCCCAUCAAAGUGUCAAUAGUCAAUUAUAUGUAACAUGCCAUCAUAGAUGACUUCCGAUGUAUUGUUUGCGGCAAAACAUCCUGGCUCUUUGCAUUUCUUUCCUGUAAACAUCUGCACGAGCCGGGUGGCCUUUGCUAUCUGUCGUGCGUAUUAGACUAGACCGUGAAAGAAGAAAGUUAAAAAGAACAAAAGUCCUUAGGAAAGAGCUAAAAAGAAGCUAGGCUGCAUGUGAAAGAAACAACUUCAAAUCGAAAUGGCCGGCCAGCGGAUUAAACUAAGUAAUAAAAAGGUAAGUUUCUAAAGAAACUAUGGUGCAGCGUCGGUGGGAGAGUAUGGCAGGUAAUUUAGUGUUAACAACUGAGUUAAAAACGUCAAUUAGCCACCGUAAAGGGUAAAAAAGCGGACGUUUCGAGCGUUAGCCCUUCGUCAGAGCGAUUGAGGGAAUCGCUCUGACGAAGGGCUAACGCUCGAAACGUCCGCUUUUUUACCCUUUACGGUGGCUAAUUUACGUUUUCAACUCAGUUGUUAACACUAAAUUACCUGAAUUAAACUAAGGUUUGUCUGGGGAAAAAUAUGUUUCACUGAGAGUCUCCUGAGACUCCGCAGGACGCUUGCUGACUGUGGGGUCGAUCAAGAUUCCCCGCACUGCUAUGGUUCGCAUCAAUGCAAAGCUUUGCGAUCCAACUUUUUACUACGAGCUCUCUAAGACUGUGGAGUACCACAGUAUUUGGCCCCUUUGUCUUCCUGAUCUCAUAACAUACCUACCAAAUUCAUUUAAGGUAGGCUCUUCUAGAAUUUACGCUGACGCCACUAACAUCAUUUUUCGUGCUUCUGACAUACCUGAUCUUGAGACUCAAAAGGCGUGGAUUUUUGGCUAAACUACUUAACUUGACUACUAGCUUAGAGCUACUAGUUUAGAUAUCCAUGUCGCCAAAUCAGAGUUAAUGAUAAUCAACUCGAAGCAGAAAUUUCAUCGUGAAUAUGCAAUGGUUAUUAAUGUAGAAGGUGUCCGAGUAACUCAAAGAGACAAGGGCGCAUCUCUUUGGCGCAUGAUCUUCAUGACAUAACAUUGGAAGGAGAAAAGUAGAGUGGACUGUCACUGACAAGGGGCACCCUCAGAUACUUUGAGAAAGCCUAACAAACAAAACAGGAGGACAAGGGGCCUUGGUCAAAAUGGAUUAAAAUAGAUUGAAACAAGCCAAACAGAAUAUUUAUAUUUUGAUGCUGUUUGACAGCUUAAUGCAACACGUAAGUGAUUUAAUCAAUAAACUAUAAAAUCACGCUGCCUGAGACGUCACUGCUCGAGAUGUAUCAUCUUGGAGAAUUAUCUACAGGUGGUUUUCUUAACAUUGCCGGCAUCUAUACUGAAAAUUAGUAAACCAGUUUUAGGGAAUUUUCAUUUAUUUUCUAAACGAACGAUUUUUCUAACCGUGUUUUGCAAAGUCAUCAUCAUCAUCAUCAUAACUCCUGUAUCCGAGGAAUAUAGAGAAUUUACAACUAGAAUUUAUUUCGCACACAUACCUGUGAACUCACUGUUAUUUCUUGUUUACUGUAACUUCGACGUCGUUCAAAAUUAUCGUUCAACACAAGGCGGCAAAUGAGCUUUGUUACCAACAACAGGCCUAUUAUCACAGUCAUCAAUAGGUCAUGCAUCAACAAGCGUGAGAAACUCACCUACCAUUCUUAUCGGCGGAAUUUUGUUUGACCCAGAUAAUUCUUGUAUACACAAGCGUGAGAAACUCAACCAACCAUUCAGAGAGCACAUGUCAUAACACAUAAAUAUUUUUCGUUUUGAAAACAAUAAUUUACACAAUUUUUCAGUAGAAGCUCUUCAGAAAGACGUCGUCUUCAAUUGUUUACUGUGUCCGGAUGGCGCUACGCCUCAGCUUCUGCAUAACGUAAGGGGAACUAUGAUGUUCUUAGGCCACUCAAUUUUUGGUAUUUCUAUCCGACCAAUGGCCAUUGUUCGAGUGAUCAUACCAUUCAAGCACCAAGAAUCAGCAAAUCAUGUUAAUAAACAACUUAAGGACCUCAGCCUAACAGUACAGGGAACUGUCAAACACGUGUUCGUUAGCCGUAAAAUCAACCAAGACCUAAAAGUAGAGGAGAAAAAGCCACAGACUGUAAACCAGCAACGUGUUGUUUAUCGUUUUCAAUGUGACCUGUGUGAUGCAGGUUACGUGGACUACACGCGCGGACAUUUAAACGUUGGUGUGGACGCUUAUAAACAACGGUCAUCUUCUAUAUAUAAACACUAUCCCUGAAGACCUACUGGGGUGCUUCGAUGUUCUUAAGAAAUGCAAAGAUAAAUUCGAUUGCCUAGUGCACGAUAUGUUAUUGAUCAGAGAACUAAAACCAACUCUGAACGUGCAAUCCGACGAGAAUGGCGUCAUGAAGACUCCGAAACGUCGGUUCAUAUCGCUGAUUUUAUCCUUGUUUAUAUAUAUAACUUAAUAUUUCUCGAUAAUGAUUGCUUAUAGUACGUUAUAUUGAAAAGGAGGGUUAUGCAGGCGUUCCAUCAUGCUUUGCGUCAGAAGUAAUGGGUACCUGUUUGCGUCGAUUCGUUUUUAUGGCUUCUACCUCCUGUGGGGGCUAAGCCAUAAUGUUGUCCUGUUGAGUGAGUGAGGGUUACAAUAGAAUACGAACGACCUCGUCGUCCACAACGAAUUCUGCCGAGUUUUACCCUGCUUUUGUUCGAAUCGUUUCGCAUGUUACACAGAAUAUUAGCCGGUGAUCACACCGUUUUUCACUAUACUCUUGAAUCAUCUUUCUCAUGUGGAACAGGGCUCUCAUAAGUAUGUGGGAUGCGGCAGGUUUUCUGUUUUGCAUGCGAGAAAAAUCUUCUGCAAAGCUACGUUACAGCAUUAUCACACCCUCUGGUUCUUUUCAAUACUAUAAAAAUUGUAUAUUAUAUAUCAGUAGCUAUAUGCAGUCUUACCUGCCUAUUUUUUGAGAAUUGACAAAAUUCCCGGCAGAUGAACAUAUUAAUACUUAGAUUCAAGUCGGUUUAGAAUGGGAAUUUUGCGGAAACAGCGUGCACGGUAAACGAUAGGGACCUUAAACAGUCGGAUGUGACAAUGACAAGGAAGACGUCGAUACAAAUGAAAAAAUAUCUUCACACCUCAACACCUCAACUUAAACUUAACUUAUGUGAACAGGGUUAAGUUUCAAGCUUAAAUUAUUUCCUUUUCUGGGUUUCCUUCUCACAUCACGUAAAUUUUGGUGAUUUCACAUUGUUGUUUGGCAGAGGACGGCUAAGAAAGCAAAUGCUAAGUUAUCGUUCUGCUCAUUCGCUCUUUUGUUUUGCCACGUCCUCGUUGCCGUUACAGUUGUGGUUUGUUUAAGGUCCCUUAUCUCUCCCAACGAAUUAUCAUUGGAACAAUACACAACUUUUUGCUUCAAAGGAUAACAGCCUUGACAAAGUAGUGUUUGGGGUAUUUAUUCAGUCACUGCUUACAGGAAUACUGUAGACGUCUGGCUUUGCCCUUUGUUUGCGGUUGUUGCCGCACGUAUGCGCGCGCAAGGAGGAUGCCGUCUAUCAAAUUGAGGUCCAUACCGAAAAUUGCGCGCGCUUACUGCGGAAGGCAUAUCUUCUACAAGGCUAUUGAUUAUUUGAAUGGGGUAUUAAACUCGUACUUCGUCUUUUAGGAGCAGCUAGUCCGUGCUAAAUGGAGCAGAACCUUAAGCUUCAUGGAGAGCUUAUCGCACCCUGCUUAUCCUAAGGAACAGCUUUUUAAACUCAUGUCGACAGGGUUAAUUUCUUACUUUAUGCAAGUGUAGAUCAAGUAAAUUCACCCUCUUUUGCCUUAUCCAUGGGAUGUCAAACAUUUUCCCACCCUUUCCCCUAGUUCACAACAAUUCGACCAUUUUCAGUCAUUUUUCUUUGGUCAGACUUGGUGAUACAUUAUUUCUGAACACCUCUCUCAACAUUUAAAGCAGUGUGACCUCCAUGCCAAUAUUAGAUCAUAAACAAUGCUAUCACGGGAUCGUUAGGAAGCUAUCACGUGAAGAAGUUUCUACGUGGGAUAGGAAAUGAUUUGCACGCUUGUCCUGAUGAUUAUCAUGGGAUGAAAAUCAGUUAUCACCGAUAAAAAUAUCACUUUCGUGGGAUACAGAAAUAAUUAUCACGCGACAAGAAAGGAACAUCAUUCACUCAGUCGUGUCGAAUGUCAACAUGACCAAACUGCAUAAUAGUGUUUCUAGACUAUCAGGACCGUUUGAACGGGCUUUAGAGUGACAAUUUUGUGGCACAAAAUCGAGAGAAUGCUUAUUGACACUUUCCUGAGCAAAAAAUGUAAUCACAUUCAAAUAUCUUUGAAGGUUGCUUCAAUUUUCUAUUGGAGAAAAACUGAGAUUUGGUCAUUUGCUUUCAUCCGUAUUAAUUGAGUAACCCUCUUACUCUUACGACCCUCCUGUCCGGUUUUAAAACGAUCCAGACAACUGCCUGUCACACUUCUCUAAAAGUAGCCAAUCAGAAGCGAAUAUUUUCGCGCCUCAUGCGCCCCGUACUGUGUCACGGAGGUGUCACGCUAGAUAUUCAGUGCCAUGUGCCGAAGUCCGAGUUUCACAACUUUUACGGCCGUUCAACGCUCUCAUUUAGUCUACGAAGUUUCUCUAGGCAUUCAUUUCUCUGGGAAGGUAGGUUCUGAAUUUUUAAUUUGUAUGUAAGCGGCUCCUUUUAAAGGUAAAUUUUCAGGAAGCAAUCCACUCUGUUUUUAGUAGCGCGGGUGUCAGAAUUUCUGUCAGUGUAAUGAGUAGUACAUCUACUGCAUUAUUCUCUGUCGCAAUAUUAAACUUCAGUCCAGAUUUCUGCGUUUUUCAUUGAAAAUUACAUAACUGUUGAAUGAAUUUAGAAGUCAGGAUAUUCAGGAAAUUAAAGCAACGCAACAGGUUGAAUGGUUCGGCAUUGAAAACUUUGUAAUUUUGUGGUGUACCCUAAAUUACCACACAGCAUAGAAAUUUCCUCGUGAUCCUUAACUUGAAUGAAAUUUGUUGAGAAAAAGAAAUAUCCUCUCCUUUACAAUUCUAUAUCUCAUUAUGCGUGUCUAUAUCUUUAUUAUUAUAAAGUAAACAAAGGCCUAAACAAUAGGUUACCUUUGUUAUCAUGUACUAGCAAAGGUUAUAGACUGAAAACUUUCCCUUAAAAUUUCUGGGAACUUUAAAAAAGUUUUGAAUUGACUUUAUUUCAGUAAGUUGAUAUUCAGUUGAAAAUAAACAAAAGGGAAUGAACCCCAGAAACUCUGUAGUAUAUUACAGAGAGCAUACUGUGCUGAGGUCAAUUUACGAUUAAAUUUUCAGUGAACGAAACAGGCCAUCGAAUCAAAAAUUUAUCCUUUUACUAGAAACAACAUCCAGAGAGUUGCCAAAUCCUAGAAAGUACAUAGUACACUUGCUGUAAUUUAAUCCUCUACUCCUAAGAUCUAAAUUUUAAUUCUCCUCACAUUCUGCUAUACACUGCCUAUAAUUUCCUAUCAAAGAAUAUGGUAUUGAGUCACAUUUUUUAUAACCAGUUGAUUUUUAUUUUUUCUCAUCACCUUUCAACUAAAAUGUAUAUUGAUACUGUAGGGAGAAAUUCCUUUUUGGUCACCCCUUGGGGGAAAAUGUUAAUUUAUAUGUCAGUAUACAUGUAUUAUUGGAAGGAAGGUUUUCUUGCCAUGCUCCAAUCUGUACUGAGUUCUCAUGUUUAACUAAUUUUUACCAGUUCACUGUUAACUUUCAAUUUUUCUAAUCACUUCAGUUCGAUUUAACUCUCAAAUUGCUCAUGAUGUGUGUUCUAUUUUCAACCCAGCAAUCAACUUUUGAUUAUUUGCAUCCUUAUGUCUCUUUGAUGUGGCAAGUCAGCUGUUGAGUUUAGAGUAUUCAGCUACACUGGCUGAAUGGAGCAGAAGAAAAUAAAAUAGAGUGAUGAAAAUAUCAAGUGAAGAAAAGUCUGACAAAUGGGCUUUGUUUUAAAAUUAAUUGUGACAUUCUUCCCAUUGCAACAUGGUACAUUUCACCGACUUGAAAAACAUUGUUUAAUUUAAAAUUGUUUUUGUCAGAUCUUGACAAUAUUAGUGCUAUCAGAGCACCCCUUGAUUUCACAAUGGGAAGUAAAUAUUCUGUUUGGCUUGUUUCAAUCUAUUUUAAUCCAUUUUGACCAAGGCCCCUUGUCCUCCUGUUUUGUUUGUUAGGCUUUCUCAAAGUAUCUGAGGGUGCCCCUUGUCAGUGACAGUCCACUCUACUUUUCUCCUUCCAAUGUUAUGUCAUGAAAAUUGGUCUCCAAAAUUUGGUCUAGCAUCACUUACAUGUAGGUAUCUCUGUUCUAGACAUUUUCUCUUACCAUCUCCUUGAGAGGGAUUAGGAGAAUGCCAAUGCUAAAUCAUUAUGCAGUGUAUGAAACCUUUUCUCAAAAUUACAUCUGGAGAACAUCAGUUGGCAAUAGGAGGUUUUAAACUACUAAAAGGCAUGAAUAUAGUUCUUGCAAAAAUUUAGUUAACCUCUCUGAUAUUAUGAAGGAGCAGUACUCCUCAGCACACAAAAAUACUAUCAUUUAUGGUAAAUAUCUUGCAUUUUACAGUCUAGAAAUGCCCUAUUUUGCUAGAUGUGAUCAAUUUUUGUAAUUCCUUGAAAGUUAUGGUUCAUCUGUAGCCAUUUUACUCUUGUAAGUACUAACUCCAUUUUGGUAUAUAAAGAAGGAGCAGUAUUCCUCAGCUCUUUAAAAUACAUGUAUUUAUAGGAAAUUUCUUCUAGGUUUGAAACCUCCCUGUUUUGCUAGAUGCGAUCACUUUUUGUGAGCCCUUGAAAAUUAUGGUCCAUCUGGAGCCAUGUACUUUAGUCACUUAGUUAAGCAGAGAAGUGCAGAGCCCAGGUUUGAUAAUGAGCACAGCACACCUUUCAUUUUCCCAGGCCCUGAAUUAUGAUCUAAAAGAAAAAAAAGGUGGUGUUUUAACAGACUUAUGAGACAGUCACAAUACAGACAGGUAUUACUAAUGAAUUUUUAUUAGCACAGAGGAUAAAGAAGUGUCUAUAAGGUGUAACGUAAAUUUGCUAACCUUUUAAAUAGGGAUUUCAUUCUUUUUUUCUUUGAACUAGGUGGAUUGGGACUAUCAAAUACAAAUAUAAAAGAGGCUGUUGUGAAAAGAGAACAUGACAAAGUUUAAACAAUGGAGAAGGGUAAGUUUUAACACUCAUAUUUUCCACUGGUACCACUAAGAAUUUUACAAGUAAAAAUUUUUGACAAUAUAAUUGUGGUGCAGUGUUAUCCUUGGUUUCUUUCUUUUUCCUCAUUUGUUUUUGUGCAUGAUUAUUUGCAAAGAUUGGUUGGAAUAUGUGUAUAAGGAAAAUGAAAGUUUUCAUAGGAUAUUGAUCCCCAACAAAUAUACCAGCAUCCAAUAAUUAUCUUUUGAUUUAUAAAUGAAUUUUUCAACAUCCUAUGAACAGUUAAUCAUGUUAUGUGAUUAGCUGGUUUACAGUAGUCCUGAAGAGGAAAGUCAUCACUUACAGUGGCUAACUGAUGACUUUCACUGAAGUUGCCAAAUUAACAGUCUUCUAUAGGAUGGAAAUAAGAAAGCACAAUUUUUUUGAUCUAUGACACUAAAGGAGGUUCAACACAUAACUGUCCUUUUAAUUGUGAUAUGAAAUAGGUCAAAACAUAGAUGCAUGUAGUUCAAUUUGUACGUCUUUUAUGGGCUAGGAGAUCUCUAGUGAUUACCGGUAUGUUUUUGUUUACAAGAAGUGAGUGCCACAUCCAUCAGUUGGUUACAAGCUAAUGGUGGGAAUAUUUUCCUCUUCAUGACUUUUGUGCUCCCCUCCCCCCCCUUCCCUCCUCCUCAGCCCCAUGACAGUUGCAAUGAAGUAAUAUCAUGCUUUAAAAGUGGAAUUAGGAGGGCUUAAACCUGUUAUGUGAAUUUAGAUAUUUUUAAGAAUUUUCUAACAAAUUUUGUUCAAGAUACACAAGAGACACUUGCAAAUUUAGAGAGAAAUGCUGGGUCCAGUGGGUGUUUCCAUGUUUGCUCCUCCUUUCUGAGCCGCUUUUCUGCAUGCGGUACUCCAAGUUUGGAACUUUCAUUAGGCGAUUGUGAAUAGAGGUAGCCAAAGUAUGACCCUGAUCAUGUACAUGCCAAUAGUUACUGCACAUGCUGUGUAUUAGAAAAAAACCCUAAGGAUGUAAUUUUUAUUGGUUUGUUUGGAUUUCAUUAACUGAAGGCAGUACAAAAUCAUCGGCACCCCUCCAUUAACAUCAAAACAUCUCUCCUGAAAAUAAAGUAAUAUACUCUUCUGCAUCUCCUUAUCUUCUCCAACGUGCUAUGCUUUAUGUUUUUCAUCAAGAAUUCAGGGGAAAAUUCAGUUUUCUUUUUUUCUUCUCUCGGAAGUAAGUAAGGUUUUGGCUUCGUUAUAUACGUUUUUCAUUUCAUGCUGAAACUUUAUUGCAUGAGAGAUGCUGUAUUUAGUACUCAUACAGUGAUAAUACAGUGAUAAAUAUCAAUCCAUGGUCUGUCUUAUUAUACUUAGGAGUUACUUCUGCUGCUUUCAGUGAUAAGAAAAGUAAAUACUAGGAAAAUCAUAUAUUAAAUACAUUGUUACGCGUGCGAACGGUGCUAUUUACAUAGACCAUAAGAUACCAUAAUUAUUGUAUAACCUGUAACUUAUACCCAAUUCAAACCAAAGAGCAAAAACUCCAGAGCUGUUUUGUUAUACGCAAUUUAAAAGUUGCAUCCAGCACAAUGAAAAUGCAAGUUAGCGAUGAUAUAAACACUAUGUAAAAUUCAGUUUUUAGAUUUUCUGUUGGUGAUUUUUAUUGAAUUAAACCUGGUUUAACAAAAACUGUUUUGUUGGUUUUUAUGGCGUAGCAUCUAUGAUAGAAAACAUGUUUUUGUGGCUUCGGAUUUCAGGAAUGAUGUGAUAAUUGAAAAUGCGUUUGUUCAGGCAUAUUCGAUUUUCGACGCCCGAGGCGUGUAAAAAUGCUUGAGUCGUGAGGUAAUAACGAAAAUCUAUACCUUGUAGUAGACAUGCCACUUGUGCGAGAUUUGUCACAUUGUACAUUAGUGAGUGGGAGUGACCAGUCUCAUUAAAUCAACAUUUAUUUUGUAGAACCCUCACUAGAGCUCGCAGCGUCCAAUUCUUUAAUUUUCCAAAAAUUUUGUCAGAUGUUUUUGAUGUGUCACAGGAAGUGACACUGGGAAAGGAAGUUUCGCGGCACUGUUUAUUUGUUUUCUUGUAUUGAAUAAAACUUUAGUAAAAUUAGGAUUAGAAAUUUCGAGAAAUCCUUCUGUGAUGAUUCAAUUUUCAAAGACAAAUAAUGACACUAUCAAAACAAAACUAAACGCAACAAACUAUUUAUCGACAUUAGUGAAUGUGAGAGUUAUUUGCGAUGAUACGAAUGUAUAUAUAUUUCUUUCUGAAGUUCGCUUGCGAACAUGGUAAAUUAACAGUCAUACAGUAUUUAGAAUGCUUUGUAUAUUUUGCGAAACCCUACAGCUCUUAAAGAUGCGAUCAUGAUACAUUAAGAUUUAUGCAGAAUAUAACUUAGAUAUGAGUAUUGAUUUCAUUUGUUUCGGUUUGAAAUAGUUUAUUCAAAUUUUUGUCAGCGAUACAUCUCAGCAAGGAGAGUUCUUUAUGUACUUUCAUAACCAAAAUAAUUCAGUCGUGUGACUCAGGAGGGCAUAGCAUUCGGCAGUUAUGGGUGGAAAACCUUCCGUGUGCAUCCAGGUAAUUUGAAGCAUAACAAUCAGUUUAAUUUGCGUUCUUCAAAUAACUUGAGGGUUCUAAAAAUUAUGACUUCACAUCCAGACAUAAGUUUUUUUUUAACUUUCAUGCCACAGGAAUAAAAAACUGCCUGUCUUCAGGAGAUCCUCAUGUUUGAGAGAUACGAUGACAUACCUUUUCUUCUACAUAGAAAAUUAGCGCUGUGCCUUCAACCUAAAUUAGAAAACAAAGGUGCGAUUUAAAUAUCGAGCAUCGAUUGCAUUUCCUUGAAGUUCUUUCUUUUGAUGUUUUUAUGCAGUUUACCCGUAAUGUUUUGGUAAAAAAUACUUGUUCUGUUAAAAAACAUCACGUGACCGUGGCAGCUGUUCGAGUCACAUGAUUGGCAGGUGGACGAAGUAGAUGUUUACUUAGUUCUGUUUUACUGCAACAUUUUCCCCCACGUAAUAUCUGCAUGUUUUUUAAUUUUUUGCGUCUAAAUUUGAUUAUCUCUUCGUUUUACCGUUGUUAGAUUUCAUAUGUCUUCUAUUCAUUUUGUAAAGUAUAACUUUAAUUAAUUAGACUGAAGAGUUUCUACCGUUGUCUCAAUGUUGGAAUCCAUUUUGCUAAACUCAGAGCGUGGGCGUUGAUGGCAAUGUUUUCCAUUUAAUUUGACAGUUGAAAUCAUCCAAGUGAAUGCAAAUGUGCCUUAUUUAUUGGUCCGAAAGCUUGUGUCAUCAUAUCAUCAUUCCAGCGAGGUGUGUUUCAUUCCCUAGUUACUCGAUAAUAAAAGCGGCGUGAAAGAUCCUCGCUUUCGCCAACUAUGAAUUCUUCGCCGAAAUAUAUUUCAGAUGAAAUUUUCGAGUUCAAAAAACAGGAAAAUCCUCGCUACCACAACGAUGUCAACACCAACAGCAACCUGAAGCAAAGUUUAACCGUCGGUACCUCUCCAUACCGUACAAUUUUUUUUUUCGCAAAGUCGUGAUUCUCUCGAAUCGAACGGAAGUGUUUACGAAGCUGUGUCGAUCGGAGAGACCAGUUUUGGCGGGAGUUUCGGUCACGAUGAAACGGAUGGCAGUAUUUUUGGCGGGAAGUCUCAUUCCUUUGCGGCUGACGAUGCCCAGGUGGUUCCUAAUUUCAAUGACAUUUUAGAAACAAUUCAUGUUGACUUGGAUGAAAGUAAUACUCGAUCCCACGUACAGUUUAUCACCGAAUUCGAAUCUCCCACUGAUACUUGUGGUCUUCAACGUAGAAACUUUGACAGAUCGCUUCUGAAAAGGAGGAACUCUGAGCGUGACGAAUUGGAGAUUUAUUUUCCCUGUGUUCUAACACCGAUCCCCGUUGAUCGUCUGUAUAGCACUCUUGUUGACGAUUCGACGGUAUUCAAGUUUCCAACAAGUUCGGAUGAAUUCUUACCCGAGCAUAGAGACAGUGGUGGCUUGGUAACUCAAGCACAAAGUUUCAGUCAUUCUGUUCCCAUGUCAGAAAGCAAGAAUACUUUAGAAUCGUUUGGGAAUUUUAACGUGUUCUUAAAACCAAACGGUAGUCAUGAACAGUUUGACCCAUCUGCUAAUAUGUUUGAGCUACCUACGGCGACUUUCAGGAUGAAAAAUCUUCCUGAUUCGUGUAAUUUGAUCCAGGAGAAAGAUUACUAUUUGGGGAGAGGAGAUUUCUGUCACGAAGGUAAUGGAUCACCACAUGUGGUUGAUAAGAAUACGCCGGUAUCACUGUCCGUCACUGGUGCAGAAAAUAACCACAAUCUUCAGAAGUCCCUAAAAAACACUUUUUUCUUGGAGGCGGUGAAUACAGUAGAUCGAAAUUACAUUUCGAAGGCUUCGAUGUCUCUUUCAGGGUGUCCAACCUUUUGUGAAACCUUACCAUUUCAGUUAAACUCUUCCAAGCUCAUCGAAAGCGUCACCAAAUUCCCGCCGACCUUGGGAGAGAAUACAGAUCAUUCUCUUAGUCGCAUUUUGCCAGAAGAAUGCUUUACAAACAGUUUUUUUGAUCACAACCCUGCAAAAGAACUUCCCUCGAAGAAGCAGUUACAAGUUAAAGGCAGCGACGAAGCUCUUCAACUUGCUCGUGCAGAGACUUUGAUUGUUAGCGAUGGAGUAUUUUCCAAACUGGACUCAAGUCUAUGCAGCGUGCAGGAUGACUUAUGGAAAAGCACGCAGAGACGAGAACGGGAACUGCAGCGUAAUCCAAAGAAAACUAACAUUGAAAUAAAGACAACUGCCUCUCCGAAUGCUAACCGUUCGGCGUUUUUAUGGGAAAUAGUGAAAGACCGAAGGAUAGCCACAAAUCGAAGCGUUUAAAAAGAAAGGUAACCUUGAGGGAGAAACACGGGACCUUCACAACGAUAUGGAAAAACAGCGAAGAACUAAUAUGAAAACACGCUUUCAAAAUCUUCGCCUGACCUUGCCUGAAUUGAAAGACAAAGAGAAAGCUUUGAAAAUUGUCAUAUUGCAGAAGGCAUUCCAGUACAUUGUCCUGUUAGAACAGGAAUCGAUAGAGCUAGAAAACAGAAAAAAGAGCCGAAAGGCAAAGAAAUAUAGAUCUUUUGGAAAAACUACAAAAAAAUAACUUCAGGAGAUUAGUUGACGAAAAAUGUGUGAGGAUAAUUUGAUUUAACGUUUGACUUAAUAUCCAUUGUACUUUAUUGUAAACUUGAAAACAUUGAGCAGUUUGAUUGUUACUAGAAUGUUGUCAUCUCCCUCACCAUUUUGCUGAAAAAAAUGAUGAUUUUAAAAUAAUACGUCAGUCUACUUGAUCGCUUUAUUCGUGACUACUUUUUACAUUAUAUCCGUUCGCAAAGAUGUCGCUUUUCCUACGUCAUUUUUUUUCUUUUUUUUUUUUCCUUUUAAUUGUACAUUAAUUCAACCAAGUCUCAUCGGUUAUGAGUUUCCACUCAAAGCAGAAAUAUAAUAUAGCGUCAAGCACAUCAGUGAUGAGAAUAUAAAGAGGUGCUCCAAAGGGGAAAUUAUGUGAUUUAAUUACCAAUUCUCCUAACUACCAUUCCAAGGAUACGUAUCAUGAUCGCUUAGGAGAAGUUCUGUCCUAUGGCGAUGUCCAUGGUGUUUAAGUCUCAUGUAAGUCAACAUUUAGUUUUUUCCUCCCUAAAACCUAAAGUUUUUGCUUGUCGUUGGAAGUUGUAUUGCCAAGGCCUACUCUACUGAAAUUGUGAACUAACAAAAAGGAAGUAAAAGUUGUUGAGGCAAAAUAAAAAAGAAGUGAUUAAUUUUCACCUGUCGUGUUGAUCCCUGGUGAGUACCAAGGCUGUGUUGUUUUUAUUUCCCUUGAUUUGUCAAAAUAUUACUAUUGUACAUAGUAUCAUUUAUCUACAGUGUCCGACUAUUAUCGUUUUUUUGGAAAAUAAUGCCAGUGUUCGAUUUGUAACCUUGAAAAGGCAUUGCAUUCUGAUCUCUUAACGCUCAUUUCGUGCGAAGAUUGUCCCGCUUAAAACAUGUUAUUUAAUCCAUAUGGUGUCUACCAGGAUCUAAAGGUUAUCGAGGUAUUGGUCACAACCAGCAUUUUCUUUAUUAUGACGUAAGGAACUAGUAAAGAGGUGAAGAAGUGAUUAUCAUGUCGCAACUUUGUACAAGAUCUUUUCGCAUAACAUACGAGAAGUCUCAAAAACUAAAGGAAAUGUAUAAUUAUUUUCAAAUUUUAUAUAUGUUUUUUUAUUUAAGUCUUGCCUGACCUAGCUUUUUCUCAGUGAACGAAGCAAAACUGGGAAAAAUAUUUUCAGUCGUGUGUUUGUACCAAAAGAGAUAGAGAAGCCUAAUCAACCUUCGAAUGAAAUAUUUACAUCGUUAAGUUAGCGCCUAUCUCGCGCUUGGAUGUCAAAGGCAAACUUCACGCACAGGUCAAUUAAUUGACGCCAGGUUACCAGGAAACCACGCUGUUUGCCGCCCUUUUGGAGAAGCAAGUUGCCGUGAGAGCUCAAUUAACCAUGAGAAGCACGCUUCAGGCGGGUCUCUGAGCGAUUAUAGGGAUUAGAGAUGUCCAGUGCGACAAAGUAACACCAGAUUACAAGCAAUCUUAGCCCUGGUGCCGGGCAUAAUCAAAUGGAACAUUAUUGUUUUUCAAUCUUUUUUUCUCCUGGCUUGUACACCCACGUUGAUGGUUCUCAAUGAGGCGAUCGAUGCCUUCAACGCCCGCACGAAUUUUUUAUAACUAAACAGAUUUGUAACAACUGAAGAUGAUGUUUUUAAAAAAGGUCAUGUACGUAUUCAGGGAAUUCUUUUUACAGAAAGACCACAUAAAUUCUUCUCAAAUCUUAAUAUUGACCAGAGGUAAUUGGAACAUAGAACAGCUCUGGAGCUACCUUUGUGAUAUUUACCUAAAAUAACCAUUUGUAAUUUUAACUGGAGAAGUCUCUUGGCGCAGUUUUUAGUUCUACGUCCGGGGCAAAUUUAUGGUUAUUGUCACUUUAAUUGUUUUUUAACUGGUUUAUGUCAUCUGAAUAUAAUUUUCAUAUCCCAGAGUCAACAGCCUGGUUUCGAGAAGCAAUACCCUCUCUUGUCAGUAUUAAUUGUCGUGUCACAAGUUCGAGUUUUUUUUUCUACCUAAUUUGAUAACAGAAUCUGUUAAGAUGUACUUGUGCCCAAUAGUCACAGGGCUCUUUAUCAUUGUCAUGAAAAUCGAAGUUUCCAUGUUGAGAUGAAUUGUCUAGAGUAUCCCGUCUGCCCUAGUGAAACCGCCAGCGAGGACGCGUGAGAGAGCUGAAUAUUCCGUAACUCCUUUUUGGUUUUUAUGAGCUAUUUUAUGUCCUCUUUUUUUUUUUUUUUUUUUUUCCUCAACAUCUUGAGGUUUAAUAUCCACUUUCUUUCCUUUCCAAUAGUACCCUUUCCUUAAUGUUUUCUUCAUCCACCAUCUCAGGCUUUUUUUUCUUUUUAUUCCGCAUUCUUUAGCCAUAAUGGGGCACGCAUCCCUGACAGAUGAAAUUUCAUUACGGCUAUGGGUGACACUAAAAAUCUCUUAUAGCAUUGGGGAAAAAAAAGCAAUGGCUCCUUUUUUUGUUUCGUUUCACCAUCAGUUAAUAAAAAGUUCGGUUUGAUGGAACUCUACUUUCGAUUUGGGAAAGUUCGAAAUAUGAUCUCGAAAGCCCUACGUGUUAUUCCCUUAUGGCAUGUAUAACAAAAAAUGCUUUCUGCUCGCUUCAAUGGUAUAUUCCAUGUGGUCUAAAUUUAGCGAGGGAAGGUAUUUAAAACCGUUUUGCAUUUAAAUGUAAGUGAAAGGGUGCUCUUUGUUCAUUAUUUCGACAUGCAUUGUGUUCUUAAUCUGAGAUGUAUGAGCCAUUACAGGAUUUUCACUGCUUUGUGACAAAGGUAGUACCGUAUGCCGCAUAAGAAUAUAAAAUGAAAACAACUCGUGUGGUGUCAAAGUUACCAUAAAAGUGACGGAAUUUACAUUUUAAACCAAUAAAGGGAAAAAAAUGCCCCAGACUGGUGAUCUCUUAUUGUGGAAAGUAUUUCACCGGUUGAAUUACAUGGGGAAGUUAGUGAACUAACAAGAAUGCAUUAAAAGAUCCAGUGUUUUUUCGGCAAGCGUAAAAUUGGUAUGAUAAAUGGGUCUGAUGUCAAUUGUGUGAUGACCUGUCUCAAAACAGUGUCAUUGAACACAAGAACCAACUUCGAGUUCGAACUCCUCACUAAGAUUACAACUAAGCUAAUUCCAGUCAAAUAAUUUUAUCAGUUCUCAUUUCGCCUCAAGCAUUAGUGUCCGAUUUUUCGUACAUUUCAACUUUACACGGGUUUGCUUUUCAUGAAACCAGAGUAAUCAGUGUUUAUUUUGUAGCUUCCACCGGUCAGAUUUUGUAGUGGGCGGGAAUUACAACAUGUUUCGUCUAUUUCGCACUCUUAUGUGGGGUGCCCGCUGUAAAUGGAACUUGCCAAAGGUGUUGAAAACCAAUCGAAUUAGUCAGCUAACUCUUCUGACGUCAAUUAUUUGAGAUUUUCAUCGUGCGUUUUUGCAUGUGUUAGAAUGCAGAUUGAAGGAUAUUGACUCGCAGGAUCCGUUCUUCUGAAAGUAAUUUACAUUUGUCUGGUUCAAAAUCCCCUGCAGUUUUGACUGUGCCUUGACAUUUUGGCGAGGAAGUAUGAAUUUUUGUUAGUUAAUCGAGCCCUAAGGAGAUAAGAAGUUUACUCUUUUGUCAAAAGUUGUUGAUUUUCAACCUUUUAAGUGCGAUACAAAUACAUAUUAACAAACGGGGCCGAUAUCAAUCUACAUUAAGGCGGGCGAUGUUGGAUCACUACCUGACAGAAAUGCCUGCUUAAUCCUUGGAUUCCUUUACCAGAGAUUUUGCUUAAGUAUUUUGUCAAAGAUUGCUCUCAUUGUUUUUGUGUGUGUGUGUUCUUUAUGUGUCCACUGCUGGUGACCAGUGUUAUAUCCUUCCGACACCUGCGCCUCCCACCUCUUCACCAACAAAAGAAACACGAUUUGUGGAAAGGUGUCUGUGAAGGAUUGGAGCAGUCAGAGGCGAUCAGCCUCCGAUUAAAUGCUUUCGACUCUAAUCUAGCUGAAACAACCGCGUUUAUUCUUCUUCCGAUGACUUCUAAGUGUAUCGCUUUGUUCAGGAAAUUCUAUUUUAUGAAAGGUCUCUCGUAUGAUGGAAGAAGGUUCAUAUUUUGCUAUUUCUUUUAAGGUAGCACUCGUAGCUGGUUGUCAAUUGCAAAUGAUGAACCGAGCGCCUGUGACGUUCAGGAACGGCGAUUCAGCCUGACAGGUCGCUCUAUAAACACGCGUUUGUCAAAUGUUAAGAGUUGUAAUUAAACUCCGGUCAACGGCGACGUUAACGCCAACAAAGAAACUGGUGCCACCUUCAUUAUGCAACAUUACAGCGUGCCUUUCUAAAUGCUCGCCGUUCCCUCGUGUUUUGAUUGGAAAUCGUUGCCACCAGUUAAGCGAAUCUAGAGUUUCAGCCGUCUUUAAGAAGUAAGAUUUUAACCAGCAAAGUAAUUUUUGCACUUCACAUUGCAGCAUUGUUUGAUCUGUUUCCCUGCAGGACUUUGCAACUGCACGGAAAUUGUGCCUGUGUGUCGGAACGUGCACUGUCAUUUAAGGUUCAUUUAAAUGGCUUUUGUGACCAGGUGGGUUGGCCAUCUGAGUUUUAUUUGAAUUUGUAUUGUUUACCUGUGGGUCUUUUAAAUACACGUGCGUCCGUUAAACCUUCAUUCAUUUGUAACACACCGUGCAUCGGGUUGAGAACACUCGAAUGCAUCCUCUUAUCUCAAGCCGUACGAUGAUGAAUCGUUCUCAACUCAAUCUUUCACCUUGUUCUUCACCACUUGCCUCGUUUAAAGACAAGUUUGAAUUCCCAGCCCCUUCAGACCUUUGGCCCUCAUUUUCGUUCCCAACGCCACCGACUUCGCCGGUCGAAUUCUGCAGCAACUGUCAAGAGGUUACGAAAGAGAUGCGCUGGCACGCCGCCUCGGGUCCAUGGGGAGAACUGAGGGAAAUCUCGGACGAAGAAAUCGAAGUGGACGAUGUCCCAUUCGAAAUUGCGCGGCAAUUUUGCGGAAUGCGCGCCGAAUCUCCCGCCAUUCUCAAUGACAUAAUGUGGAGCGGAGAUCGAGUCAGGAGGCCAGAUUCUACCACCGAUUUCGAAGCUCGAUUCAGUUUGUCGUCAACUCCGACAUGCUUUGAUCAACCGAUUAGCCAUACAUUUGUCGAGCCGGAAGAGCUGUUCUCAUUCUCGUUGCUAAGCCACUGCGGUGAUCAAGACGUUGGUAUGUUGGACAGACUCGCAAACGGUGAUGCUGCCUUCAAUAUUCCAUCAAAGGACCUUCCAUCCGAAACAGGUAUUUAUUUUGCACAAAAUAUUUACUCAUCGUCCUUUUGUCUCUUAAAAGAAAAAGAACAGAGAAUAAAAAUCUUGAGCCAAAGUAAAUCUGGAAAGACACCGUGUUGCUCGAAAACGUGAAAUGUCUCUUCGCCAAUUUGUUGUUGUUAUUUUUGCCUGUUUGCUUCGUUCUAUUAUAUUGGCUUUACAGUGUUCUAUGUCACGUGCCCAGCAGAGUUUUGAUUUCAUUUAUUUUGAUUUCCCUUUCUAAAAUAUACAUGCGUGGUAACUACUAAUCCGUGUUUGUUUAGGACAACAAAGUAAACAUUAAGACAAUUGCCUGGAUUUUACAAAAAUAAUCAGCUUCUCUCUGAUCCAAAGCAGAAGGUUAAGCCAUUGACCCGCGAGCUCAAGAAAGUUGUUUGUUUUUACUUUCCUCUGAAAAAAUUUAUUCGACCUCUGUCUUUCGACAGCAGUGUUUCUGACUGAGCUGUGUUCUUAAAUAUCGGAAAUAUUGUUUUGGUUAAAGAACAUCAUUUAGUUGUCGAAUAUUGUUUUUUACAGUCAAUUUGCACGCCGCUUUACUCGAAAUAUGUUUUCCUGUUUCCACACAAGGUGUUUCCUUAUCAUGAUAAAGAAUUCAUGAAUUUGUCUCAAUUUUUUUAAUUGUGAUCCUAAACGACGUGAAAAUUUCACUCAAGACACAACUCUCAGUCUUUCUUGACAGUUGUUGUGUAGUGAAAAAUGCAGUAGUAAAAUUGGAAAGUGUUAAAUAGAAGUGUUAUCUCUAUAGGAUAGGCUUGUUCUCUACUUCAUGUACUCGAAUUUAAACAUGUACGUCACUGUUGAAUAUAGUCCAAUAUUAACUUGCAGCGUGCUGCAAUCAAAUUGAGAUCAGAUAAUCUUCUUUAAGAAAGGGAAAGAUAUACGAACUAAACCAAAUAUGAAAAAAAAUAUUUUCGUCUUUUCACUGGUGGGAUACCAAAGAUUCUCAAACAAAAGAUUGAACAUGUUGAAAAAUACAUAAAUCUAACUACGAGACUUCUGUUAAACGGUUUUGCCCAAAAUCGUAUUCCCUGUUUUUCUCUUUGAUAUCUCUUUAAUUUUUGUUCAACUGCCUUUCUCCUUUUGUGAUACAGAGGAAGAUGAAAUCGACGUUGUAAGUGUCACAGUAGACAAAACAAAGGAAGAAGUCGUCACCACCCGUCUAAGUCCAGACACCACCGAGCAGGAAGACAGAUCGAUGAACACCCCGCCAAAACAGCGCUGGACUAAAGGAAAAAACGAAGAAUCAUCCGAGCCGGGAAACGAAGAUGGAAAUGGACGUAUUUCUCACAAUGAUUUGGAAAGGAAGCGACGCAACGAUCUACGGAAUCGUUUCCAGUGUCUUCGAAGAAGCAUCCCAUCAUUAGAAGAGAGCGAACGCGCAGCUAAGAUAACAAUUUUGAGGAGAGCAUCGGAAUUUAUACCUUUACUUCAAAAGGAGGAGGAGAAAUUACUGGCGCUUAAAGCGGAAGAAAAGAAACGAAAUGCUGCCCUUUUGAACACUCUCAUGAAACUUACAAAAAACAAGAGAAGGUGAACGCAAUUUGCGCCCUGAGGCAUUUAGGUGUGGUUUUCGGAUUUCCUCUUUCGCGUUCACACUUCACUAACACAUAUAUCUUCAUACUUGAUCUUCAUACUAAUACUUUUCUAAACCAUAAUUAUUUUGAUAUGGAUUUUUUCUUGUGUACGCACAAAUACUUUUCAUUGUUAGUCGUUUUUACCUCGUGCAGAAAUUUUUGUCAGCAGUGUUCACGGGCUCGUGUUGUUUUGUGGUUAAUUCACGUUAUCAAUCAAAAAACGCAAGGGAAGUACUUGAAUGUAACUAAAAGUUCUCUUUUCGUUGACCUAAUAUUUAUAAGAAACUUGAUAAAAAAGACAGAAGAACUGAAUAAAGGAAAUAAACAAAGCAAACAAACAAACAAUAAAAAAUAGCACAUAAUGGUACGAACAACAGCAAAUAGGCUGCUGAAAUGUGUAAAGCAGCUCGAGCGCUCCUCAAGAUUCUCCCAAAAUAUUUCUCUGUGAAAUAUGCAUAAUCACAAUGAACAACCUGUGGUGCUGUAGAUUCUCAGUGGUACCUCAGUUAGUUGAUGGUAACCUAGCUUGUCUUACUUUUGAUAUGAUCUUUCCUGAACGCGUGUUUACUUCAUCUAUCCUCGUUGUCAGUUCAGUUGUCUUAAUGGUGUUGUGUGAACAGAUUUUAGAAGUAUUUUUCUCGCUAUCUCUCGCACUUUGGACGUCGAAGGAAAUAAAUUCAACGUAACUUUAGUGUUCGGCAUAUCAUAGCCCACGCCAUGAUAAACCCUCUCUUUUCUCUCUUCUUCUUUACAUAAUUUACCCCACAUUCCACCCUUCUUACCUACGAACAAAGUAUCAUUGAGCACAGGCACACCAAUUUGCCUUGGGUAAAGUAAAUUCAGAGAAAUUUGUGGGAAUAUUCAAAAUUCUUUAAAGUUCAAAAUAAAAGUUUGGGAAUUUUUUAAUUUUAAGCAAAUUACGCAUGUUUAUCAAAUUUAGGGAAAGAUCAGAAAUGUUUGCUAAGAAGAGGGUUGAGAUAAAAAUUUUCAGCUCGGGGUUCGUUGGAACUACCGUCAAAUUUAUAAUUUAGUUGUCUAUAAUUGUUUUUCCAUUUGCUCGACAUUGAUUGAUGCUGGUUAUAUGAUAGAGCCUUGUUCACUCCAGCUGUUCUGGUUUGAAAUUUUACGACGUCUAUACCAUGGCUCGAACGAUCCUAUCCAAAGCAAUGUUUAUGUCUCGUUUUACCUACGCCAGUGUUAAUUCACGCUAUGCUUUGCUUUGCUUUUUAGACAGAAUUUAGUCAUAUCCUGUGAUGUUUUUUUUUUUUUUUUUUUUUAUGUAUAAAAUUUGUCCAAACAGAUCACACAAACGUUACACUUUAAAAAAGACUCCAGACGUACAUGCAGUCAUAAGCUACUAGUAAAAACCAACUUGUUUACUAAAUAUCUCAUAAAUCUGCCGUUUUGCAGGAAAACACGCCUUUAAGCAAAAGAACACAAAAAAGGAAGAAAUAAUAACUGAAAACACCACGAACUCCCCUCCUGUUCGAGUUAAAUGGUGAUAUCGCACAGCUCUGGGUAUGUGGGGAGAGAGGGGGCAGAGGCUUACUCUUUCACUGUUUACAAUUCGUUUCGUGGUAACUUGCAGAUUAAACAUCAACGAAACAUGCGAACAUUCAAUCGGAGAAUUCCACAACUGUUCCAUUUUUUUUGUUCAGUCGUGAAAACAAAUUAGAAUAGGUAUUGAACUGCAUUUAUUUGCCUAGUUUGGAAUGGGAAAUUUUUUAAAAAAGCCAUAGAUUCAGAGAUUCCCAGGGGUUUUUACAAAUCGAUAAAGGGUCCUGCUAAAUUUCUUAAUUAAAGUUUAAUUCAGAUUUGAAAGUAAGUCAGUUCCGCUUUGUACUGAGGAGAUAUUUGGUUGUAGAGUUGUUGGUUGGUAAUAACUGAUCAUGAUUUGCAUAACGCGCUUUUAAUGCGUGUUAAUCGUAAAACGCAUAAAGCGAAAAAAUACCCCAAGAAAUUCAUUAAUUCAGUUUCCCAAACAGUUAUCACUGGCACUUCGUUGAAAACACCUUCAUGUACUUCCUCACCCAAGGUUUAACAAAAUUUGUCCGACUUUCGUUAAUCUCAAGUCUUAAAUCCUUAGUAGGAGCGAAGAGAAAGAAAGUCUUUCACUAUUUCACAAGAAAUAUUUAUGUAUUUAGGCAGUUCGCACAACAGUAAACAAAUCUUUUCAGGUUUCUCUCCUGAGUCAUGUGGCGUUUACCUAGUCAUCGACCCUGUGACGUCAUGUGCACGUGCCUCACACACCAGUGUGGUGCUUUCCGCGUAAACCAGAGUUGUUUUUCAUUUUAGUUGUCACGUUAUAUCAAUUAUGUAUCAGUCUUUCUAUCUUUAGGUGCUGGUACCCGUUAUGCAAGUUUUAAGCAGAUUAAAAUUUUUGUACUAAUUGCCCGUCUAUGCUUCACGAAGAAAUUGUUUUUAGUGCUUUAUUUAAAUAUUAACAUGUCGUGAUAUUCCGUUUAGCGCAGUUAGUACGGGUUGGUUUUCCCUUUUUUGAGUUUAAAAAAUUGCUAUCGUUACUGAUCAUUUCUUGUUAUUUGUUGCUUUCAUAAUAUCCCAUUGAAAUGAACUGUUUAAGAAAUCCUUUCAUCAGGUAUCAUCCCACGUUUGUUGUUGUUUCAAGAGCCAAACAAGGCAAAAUAAAAUUAAACUUAAUUUGUGAUUUCCAACAACACCGGUUAUGAACAAAUAAAUAGAGUAAGGAUAUUAAUUAAAAUCGAUGUACAAAAUGAAUUUUAUCGUAAGUUCUAGUUCUACUAAGCCGUAAUGAAAUUACGAAAAGACGUGUGUAUAAACAAUGCGACCGUAAAAGCUGACGAACAAAAUGUGUAGGAGGUGGCAAAUUUUUUUGCUGGUGGAAAAAGAAAUGGCUGCUAAAAGUACACUUCCUUUGUUUUUCGGCUCGUCCUCUUUGACUCAAGUGUUAUGACGCCGUAACGAGCUUUUAAACUUCAGCUUACAACCUGUGCAAUUUUGUUAUGAACUCUAUUAAUUUCUGUUCUUUUCAAAAUUUGUUUUUAUUUAGAAUCAGUGUCGACUUUAGAGACCUCUUGUUUCUUUUCACUCAUGUCGUUGACCUUCCAAAAAAUUGUUUUUAUAAACCAUUGCAAGAUUAAGUGUCACUUUGCAACCGGCCAAAACAUAUCUUUUAUUUUACUUCCAAGGAUAACAAUUUUCUCUGAGAUGAAGAAUACCUGUCAACUUACUGUCUUGUGUUGUAAAGGUGUAAAUGGUAAGGAGUGUGUUUCCUUUGUUUGUUUGUUUCUUCUUCUUUUUUUGUAAAAGAAUUUGAAAAUCCAGUAAUUCAUAAUUCUAUGCAUUCUCAUGUGUUUUAACAUUCGUGCUACACAAACAUUUUACAUCUGCCCGAAGUAAGGCUUAAAAUGGCUAUGUGUAGACACGGUUGUUCGUAUGAUGUUAACUCGCUUCAAUAUCAAAAUCAGUUUUUGGUGUGUGUUGGUUUGUAUAGCAGUUUUAAUUAAUGUUGACAGUAAUCUUGAAAUGCGUUAUUUUUCCUUCGUUAUGCUCAGUGAUUGAUGAGAAAAUAUUGCCUCGAAUGCGCAACCAGUCAAAUGCAAACUUCGCACAAAUAGCGUUUUCCUGCGCUCGAAGCCAAUCACCAGCCAUUACUUUGAUUUCUUGGCUUCUUUUUGGAGUUUUUUUCGUCUUCUUUUUUGGCCGUUGUAAUUUCUUUUAAGCAUGGUUUUCGGCGCUCGAUUGAAAAGGUUUCUGAGGUUUUAACUAGUGAUGUAUUCAUUUUGGCUCUCGAACUUUAAGAAUGUAUUCUUUGUUGUUCAAUAUCUCUCUUAAAUUUUGAAGACCAAAGACCCUUACGACUGCAUUGAUUGGUGAAAGGAAGCCAAUAUUUUAUUCCGAUAGAGUAUUUGGGUUUUCCUAUUAGGUAGCGCACAUUACGAGUUAAGCCUGAGACUGUUUUUACUCCUCAAUUACCUCUACAUACGGCUGAAUCCAGAGGCGUAAUAGGACUUAAAAUUCAGGCUCGCACUCGGAGCUGCACGCACAUUUCCAUUUGAUAGUUGUUAAUACAAGUGGAUGGUAUAAAAUGAGACAAAAGGAACGUAACACACUGCUCUCUUAAGAAGUGGUUGUUAUUGAGUUUGAGAAAUGAAUAUUAACAGGAUAAGCAGGAAUGGUGCGGUUAUGAACUGGAGAAAAUGAAUCAAAAUUGAGUUAAGUUUACCAUACGGGUUAUAUUCCAGGGCUUUGCCUUGGUUUCUCUGUGUUUUCUUCUGUUUCAUAUGCAAAAUAAUGCAUGGAGACUCUCCCAAUUGAACCUGGUAUUUUAAAAGGUAUCCAGUGGUUUAUUAUCCACGGUCGUCUCGUAACCUUUGUCUUGUGCCAGUGUCUGAGAAUUUGUCGCCAUCAGUAAAAGCACUCAAUGCUUUGCUUUGUGUCCGGUCUUGUUUUGUUUUUUUGUUGUUUUUUACGUGACGAAACCACGAGGGAUUUGACACUUCUUAGUGGUUUACUUGGCUUAAUGACAAAUACACUGGAGGUGAGAAAAUCGUCAAUCGAAUAUACCUUUUGAUGAGGUUACGUUUGACAAAGGCAAGACUGCUAUCAUCUCACUUUGAGGUUUAUAAAUUUCUUAUGGUUUGUACGUAAAGCGCGUCACAGUUCUUAUUUAGUUUGAACCGCUACAAAUCUACUGUAAGAAUUUCUGUCGUAGAGUUGUGAAGUAAUCGAUAAGUAUUUCGCUUUUUUUUUUUCCAGAUUUCUACUUUUCCUCAUAGUAGUAAUAUUUUUGUCUUAAACAUAAAGUGUCAAAAUUCUAACCAUCUCCAUCGUAAAAUAUUCUAAGGAACAUGUGUGAAGUAAGAGUAAUAUGAGUAAUCUUCACCACUGUGUCAAAAAUUUGUUUUAGGAAAAAAAAAAUAUCUUGUGGGACUUUGACCGAAAUUGACUACUUCGUGUCCCGAGUUGUAAUGCAGUCAAAUGUUGUGUUCCUUAAAAAGGUAGCCCUCACAAGAAAUAAAUGGUUUUGAUCAAAACCGGAUAGAAGAGGGCAAUAUCAUCCCGUGAGUUUUGCACAAACAGACAAAAAUGCUAUGUUAAAAAAAAGAAAACAUUAACUAUCAGCAAGCACAUCACGAACAAAGAGGUUCUUUUUUUUAUUUUAAACUGGUCGUAGAAGAAGUGAGAAAUGAUCAUUAAUGAAUUAAAUUUCUUGAAUCGCUAUUUGAAGAAAGAAUUGGCGGCUUGUUGUUCACCAUGUCAUGAAAAUAAAAUUUUCAACAAGAUCAUUCGAUUUUGGAAAAAUCGUGAGAACAACUAUAUUACAGUUGCGAAAUAUGAACCAAUAACCUGUUACUAGCUUUUGUUUUCUCACAGCCUCCUAUUUUCAAUGAAGCCACCCGAUCAAUGGUUUUUGGAAACUGGUAUAUUUACAGCUUUGAUGAAAAAGAAAUUCAAUCAACAACCUAUUAUUGAAUGAUAGAUUGUUGCUUGAAUUUUUUCUAACAUGGGACUGGAUACCGUGAAGUGAAGCUUUUAAAGAUUAAAACUUAACGAUUUUUCAGUCUCAAGACGUGCUAAAAGUAUAAAAAGAUCGAGUAAGUGUCUUUUUUUACUUUCUUCGAAGAUAAUUAUGUCAAGCACUAUUUCCAUUUUUCAGUGUCUAACACAGCAGGAGUGAAGACAUUAUAUUGUCUGAACUCAAGCGAACCUCGAUAAACAAGCAUUGACAAAUCUUGAAGUUAAAGAUGAAUCUUCCUGAGGUCUUACGAACGCAUUUUCAUGAAAAAAACAUAACUGCACGCGGUAGGAUUUUCUAUGGAUAAAUUUCCUAUUGCUUUUUCAGCUUGAAGGCGAUUAGCAUGCUCUCUUGUUGCUUAAAAUUGCUGUCUGUCCACGUGGAAAAGAUUUUUGGGAAUUCUAAAAUUACGGUGGAUGAGUCUAGUAGCUCCUUACAGAAAGGAACUUCUACACGAUUAUUUAUUGAUUGAAAUAUUUGAAAAGAGAGUAUACGAGGAGACACGACAGACGUCAAUCAAUAGUAGAACUCGAUUUUAAUUGUACAUGUACAUAGAGUCCCCCCUUCCACUAGCUCCAAAGAUUUCAAUAUCAGUUCUCUUUAUUGUUAGCCGCACAUUUCUUUUAAUUUUAGCCUUGAGAAUCUAAAAGCUAAAUCAAGUGAUAAUCUUAAGAUGAUGUUUCUAUUUCUUCUCGCCACCUUUCAGCUCGACCAUGUACAGUUAUAGAGUGAAAUUACUCAUCGGUCAGUCUGUAGAGUAAAGGGUAAACAGAUAUUGGAAGAUUGGAAAGAAUGUUACGAAGCUCUUUGUUCGUUGAAAAUCUUCGAUCGAUGGAGCUGACGUAGAAUUCAAAGAGUUCCUGGCAUGUCCUGCAUAUUCCACCUGCUUAACAACUAACCAUUGCUGGUUUGAAUCCCCGAAAAGUUGAAUGUCAGUAUUACUUCCUCACUGAAAGUUAAUCGGAAGUUUAUCUGCAAGUACUUUUAAGCUUACCAGAAUGUUGUACCGGAGGUGAGAUUACAAUGUAGUAAGCGUGGCCUACAAAACCUCAAACGCCGGCCCAUUCCUUAAAAGAUGUAAUCAUGUACAUUAUUUAGAAGGCAAUGCUAUGCUUUUUCGCCUCUCUCAUUUUAACACAUGGUACACGAAAGGCCCUAGAGAGGGUUUUGUGCUUUUAUUUCCUUAACUCCCACCAAAAUCAACUUUCUUAAUGCUAAGGUGUUUAGAAUACACAGACGUAUCAGUUCGAGGAUGUUGUCUCGAUAUAAUAUCAAAUUCUCAUAACUAAUUUUAUAAGCAAUUUAUAGGAACUACACAAGGGAAUUUCUAAGUAGAUCAAUUUUAAUGAUUUUCCGAGUGAGAAUUCUCUCCCUUUACCCCAAAACCCCAACCCUCCCCCUUCCCUAUCCUCGCGAGGAUUGUCGUCUGUCAGGCUGCUCCUGUGGUAAAAUGACACCACUUACAGCACUUAUGAUAGAACCAGUAUUAUAAUAUUAGUACUAAAAUAUAAUACAAAAAUAUAUUAUACUGGCAACCAAAAACCUCGGAAAGGUUACGUUACUAAUGAUACAAGUACAACUUAAGAAUUAUGCGGAGUGGCAACCUACAGAAGUGACAAAUAAAUUUGAGCAUAUUUUAACUUAGCAAAACUAUGUAUAAGUUUUCUCUAUUUGAACAGGCUGUACUCUUCUUUUAUUACUAUUAACAAACAUGUAAAUUUGCGUAUGAUGGAUCCGUGUUGUCUGAAUUUUCGUUACGACAUAUUCCAAAGUUCAGUAUGACCAGCUGGAUUUCUGUGAAGGUUCGAUAUUUAUAUUGCGUAGACAACUAGGCAAGUAGUCUUCAUUUUGACACUGUCGAUAUCUGAAAGUUUUUCCAAGCUGUAUGUUUUUUUUUAAUUGACUUUUAACCCACUCAUACGUUAUUUCUCUAUCAAGUCGGGUAAGUUCCUCUCCUUACACGCGUAUUUGAUAUUUUUUUCAUUAUUAUUAAACGAUAUCUUAGUUCUACUUGAUCAUAUCGAUCAUUUUCUGAGUAAAUUUUGUAACGCAUGAACACAAAAGGCAUUUUCCUGCGCAGCUUUCGCAUACAGUUCUUUCUCUGAUCUUCCACUGCAAUGCACACAACGGUGAGAGCAACAGGGUGGAAUUUUUCUAAACGAGAUGCAAACCUGAAAAUACAAUUAGUUCUGCAUAGCGGAUGUCAAGGAUUACUCCCAGGUUGUAGGGGUCCACGUUUAAAUGCCAGGGGUAUAUUGAGUAAUACAUGGUAAACCACUUUUCUGUCGUAGGAAAUUGAAUUUACUGUAUAAGGGGUCUAAGCGGGAGCUGAGCUCAUUUCAGCAACCCCCGUAGCGGGGAAAUGAGAGCAGUCUAUAAUUAAAUUCGGGAGGUUAUUUUUAUGAGUUGAAUUUACUUCGACCUUCCUGGCUGUUAUUUAUUUAGCUUGAGGUAUAUAUAUAUAUAUAUAUUUUUUUUUUUUCCUUUUCAGGCGCUUCUUUAGUUUAUCGUAACAAUCAGCCAUACUCUUGGUGAGAACCUCUCCUUCAGCAUUCGUAAAGAUUGUCAAGAUUGUAAAUCGCCGUUAAGGUAAGAGAGACCUCUUCCGUAUUCUUGAAAAAUUUUAAUUGGGAUGAAUGUUAUGAAACCCUUGGGAAAUGUGGUCCAUGCCUUUCACAGACUUCAAUUUUAUCCUUUCCUUCUCAAAGCCCAGUUCGAGGUUUCUCUAAAGUAGUGCGCGACACUUCGCACCCUGCCAUGAAUUAAAUGGCUUUUAACAGGGAUUAAAAUGCUUUUAACACGUCUGUUUCCAAUUGGAACUAAGGAUCAUAAGGAUAUGAAAGAAACAUUUUUUAAUGCACCCAAGCGUUGCUAGGAAUUGUUGCCGUAAGAUUAAGCUCAGCUAUAAGGCGUUGCUUACAGUGCCCCAAGAAACCACAAGUCGAACACAGCUCACUAAAUUCACGUUGCACGCUUUGUAGGGCUGUCAAGCUUGACAAGCUCUGUAAAUACAUCGUCACUGAAAUCAAAGAGGUCGUGUCGACGACAAAUUUACGUUUGGGAUUAAAGCAAAUAUACCCAACAGCUGUGUACAACACAGAAAAAAAGAAAAAAAAUUUAGCCAUGGUUCAUAAAUUCUUGGUUAAAUUCAUUAUUGAUUUUUAAAGCUAUUAGUGAGGCAAUGCAUUCGUCGAAGCUUACAUACGUAUUUCAUACGUGAACUGAAAGCCUCCUGGUUCAUUUGCGUAAUGUUAUGUAACAUCAGAGUGACUCGCUGUAAGGUUAAGAUACUAGGACUUCAGCAGCCAGAAAUGACUCAUUUUAAAUGAAAUGAUAAGUCGAUUCUCACUGAUUUUGCUCCAACAUUAUUGUAACUUAAAGAGAAGUAAGUCCUGCUCCUUAAGUCCUGUGCUCUUCAAAGAAACAUCCCCAUUUUCAGCCGUUUUUAUUCAAUCAAGACAUCUCCAAAAGCAACCGUCUUCUCUUUCAGGAAUCUUAUUUUUAAAAACGGUUAUCUCGUUUCGACGCUAGGUUGAUCCUCUUUUUGUGAUGCGGUGUCUGAGAGUAAAUUUCUUGAUAGCUUCCAUUAGCUGAUUUUAUUUUUACGGCCCCACAGCAUUUGUGGAAGGUAGAUAACAAACCGCAUAUUAAGUUCGGCAGGUUACUGAGAAACAGGCGAAAAUUCCAUUUCCUCACCAUGUUUUCUUAUGUCUGACGAUACAAAAUUGCUGUCACUGUAAGUGAGUCCAAAUGUUAUUUUCAAUUCAUUUAUUAUAUUGUGGAGUCGCUAAAAUUAGUAAUAAUUCUCUGUUGUACUGUUUUGCACGGCUGACAUUUUUUUCAUUGUUAUAAUUAUAGCGUAAAAAUGACAGUGAGACAAAAGACUUUCUAAAUUACAUUCGAGCAUUUUAACAUCAAGCAUUAAUCUUGCUGCGAGACCUUCAAAUUACGUAUUAGGGCUCUUUUCACUCAGAUAUCAUAUCGUCUGAGUGUCAUAUCUUGAGAGGUCUGAAGAUUUUUCUUCUAUUAAUUGGACACAUCAAGAUCUGGACAAACACAAGACCUGGGUUAUUAGUUACAAAUCUAACGAAAAAGGGAAAAAAUUACCUUGCAAAUUCAAAUUCAUCGAACUUUUAAUUCCUUGUACAAAUCUGUUUGUGUAUGCGAAUCCUUUUUUCUGUUUCAAGGGACUAGUUAGGAUUAUGAUAGCUAACCCUCUAACUCCCAGAUCAAAUUUUUUAUUUUCCUUACUGUCAACCAUACAAUUCUUAUAAUGUUAGUUCAGAGAAUUUAAUAGUGGAUCAACUAAUUAUUCCCAAAUUGAUAUUUUCUUUGUUCUCAUCACUUAUCUGGUUGAUAUUGUGGUGAUAUUGUAAGGAGAAAUUCUCUCUUAUUCACUCCUGGGAGUUAGAGUUAAAUAUCAAAAGAAUGUCGCUUGGUAGGUUUGUCUCCUAUGCGAGACAGUGGCUGGCUCAAUUGAUGGUGCCCUUGUAUUGUGGGACUUGAAAAGCUUUAGUGCUCGUUUAUGAAAGAGGUGGUUUCUCAGAAGCAAAACUUCAUAGUUCAUCUUGGAUAUUUCCUUUCCAUAAAAUUGUUGAAAUUUCAGAUGUUAGUUAAAAAGUAUCUUCGCUUGCCUCGCGAUGUACUAAAUUCUGGUGUGGAUCGUUACAUCGUACGACAAACAUGCAAACUUUAUCAGUAUUAUUAUCAUACGUCAUCAUGAUGAAUAACAAUACCCCUCUACACGAUAACUUUUUUUUUUUCGAGGAGGAGGGGAAUUAUUGUUGAUGUUUUUUUUAAAUUUUAGAGCAGUUCAUUUUUAUGGUGGGUAAAAUCUUGACACUGAUUGAUCGAAGGGGACAAUUCGGAUCAGUAAAGGAAUUCCUUUGUCAGUUCCGUCGAACGACAAGCGCACAUAAUGAUCACAUGACUCUUGCAAGGCUGUCGCAGUAGAAUGGAAGAGAAACUCCGAUGCCUUAGGCUCCUAAUUUCAGCCGUGAUUUAUUCAGUCGUUGUUGCGUAAUAUAAAUAUUGAAAAAUAAUAAAAUCAUUGUAAAGCUGAAGUCAAACGAAACUUCACCUUUCGUUAUUUUUACCAUCAUGUCUAAUAGUGGUAUUACUUUUCAAAAAGAAUUUAUGUCAAAACCAAAUCCAUGAAGGUAAGAACCAGUUUCAUGUAUCAUUCUUGAUGUCUAAAGAAGUCCUACCUGGUGGAUUGCGAUCGGGAAAGUCGUGAUAUAUAAGCAAACUUCGAUUUCAUUUUUUUUUCGGUCGUGAUGAUAAUUAUGGCGGGAGACGAAGUAUAUUUCUAUGAGUCUCGAUUCUCUGAUUCAAAAUGUUUACUGAAUUUAAUAUUAUUAGAGCAAUUUAAAGUCUUAACUUCUUAGUCACAGUUUCUGCUGUUAAGGUACUGAUUAACUCGUGAUGCAGCUUUCAUUUAUUGAUGUUUCUGAUAUUUCAAGUGCGAGGGGUAGUUGUUUUCAGGCAAAACUUAUAUUAUUCACUUUGAAUUUCGACUGAAUAUGCCUGGAGGCUGCCAUAUAAUCAUUGGUUUGUCCUGUAUUAUUUUACUUUGUGGCUCAAGUAGCAUUUUUUGUCAUCACCAUUAAUUUUUGUAGCCGUUAGCGUAAAGGAACCAAGUUCGUAAACAUGAAUAUAUAGAGCACAUCAAACUGAAGGAAAAACUGGGGAAUUACAAUUGUUGUACGUGUCGUUGGUAAAUCUAAAAUUCAAUGUUCCUUUUCCGUCUUCGUUAGGACAAUAGAUAAAGUAGACGAGUAGGUGGGAGGGUAUUUGUCUGAAAGUUGAAAGUGUGUGCUGAUAGUUGUCGUGUGGUUUAUCAUAUCUUAAUGACAGCAUGUUUCGUCUCUUGAUCCAUUUUGAUAAAAGGACAGAAUUAAUAAGAAAAAUUACUUAUUCAAAUUAAGAUUUUGGAAGGCUUUCUUGUUGAGUGGUGUGUUUUCUGAACAAUGUUAUCGCCGGGCGCCGGAUAUCUCGCUCCGUUAUAGACCUCCCUGUAAGUAAAAUAAGGAUUAACGAACACCCUUUGUUUGACAACCUCCGACAGUAUUAUUGUAACGGUAUCUAAAAGCAAACCUGAUAGACACAAUAGUGAAACAUCGAGGAGAAAAGGUUGAAGAGCAAAAUAUACGAUAAUAAGGGCAAAAGAAAUUCGUUCUCAUAUAAACCGACCGUUAAUUUUUUAUUUUUCUCAGAAGAAUCAAUAUUGCGAUAAACCUACCAAACGGAUCGAAUAUAAAGAACGAUUCUCGUCCUUAACUCAACGGAAAUUUUAAUCAAGUCUUAAACAAUAGCAAAGAAUACCAUUUUAAAAUCAUACUACAAACAGCGUUUGACUUGCAACGAAAAUUUCAUCGAUGAUUAUUUAUAUUUUUGAACGACUCCGUUUCUUUAACCUCAGUUGAACAAGUUGUAAGUCAGGUGUUAACAACACUCCACAGUGAAGGGAGAAAAUUGAACUGUAGUCGACGUUCGCAACCCAAAAGGUCCGCGAGUUAUUAUAGCGUAAAACCGCAUUCCCUUCCGACGGAAGUAGCGGUAAGUAACUUAAGUGAUCCAAGUUUAAAGUUUUGGCUUGAGUUAAUAAAGAAGUUUUACUAAAAGAGCCUCUAAAAGUAUCCUUCAUUAAAUGGAGAACACCUUUUCAAGAGCUUCCUUUAGAUACCUGCUGGUACAGUUUCAAAGGGCGGAUUCUUUUUCUCCUACAAAAAAUGUCCUUCCCUUUUCAAGUUUUGCGCGUGGCAACCGGUUUUUAUUCUUACAAAACAGUGGACGAGUCUUAGUUGUCUGGGUAACGCACAGCCUUUCGUAAAAAGACAGAAGCGAAGAAGAUUGCAAAAAAGAGGAAAAGAUUGGUUAAAAGACAGACAUGCUUGUUUACUUUACUAGUCACACGACUCUCGCUAAUAUUGCAUUUUAAAUUAAACGUUUUUUUCUUUUUUAAUUUUUUUAGAACUAAGACUUAUCCGUUACAUGUCUGUGUAUCUCGUGUUUUCAAAUAUUAAAAUUCGAUUCCUAUAACUGAGUUCCUCCAUUGAAAGCUGUUUUUAUACAGCCGGUGUUCUUUUUCCAAAUAAUAUCAUUUAAUUGGCUUGUUUUUGUGCAAUUGCAAUACUGAACUGUCCGCCUUUUUGCGGGGGCGUCAUUCUGAUGCUCUUGUUCUAAGCUCCUUUGUAAGUCUUAAAAUCCCUUAAACCUGCCAAAUGUACGGGUGUUCUUUUCCAAUGGCGAGUAAAAAACAAAAAAAAGCGCUCAAGUUUGCAGUCCACGCUCAUGUCAGAUUUGAAUCUCAUUGUUUGAUAGUUAAUUGUCUUUUUUCUUUCUUCUUUUGAUAGAUACUUUCUGCGCCGUCAGUAGGAAUUUUUUCAGUUUAUCAUUUUUUUUUUUUUUUCUUAUCUUUCUGCUAUCUAAAGAGGCAAUGGUUAUUUACGCCACUUGAAAAAUGUUUUCUAAUGUUCCUUUUAAUCUUUCCAGUCGCUUUGAAAACGAAAAGCCUCGGUGAAAAAGGUCUGUUUGGUUCUUGAUUUAUAUUAAUUAAUGAAACUUUUUUGCAGUCCCUUUCGGGGGCUUAAGUUAACAUUUUAUACAACUCCUUCUAGUUUUGGGACUCGUCUUCAAGUUCCACAAUAAUCAACUGCCGAAAUCAGCCAUUCAAAUCUGUAAAUUAUCACUCCAAAAUAAUCGCUAAUUUUGCUAAGAUUUUGUGCUUCCUAUGACAACCAGCGCAGUACUCAAAAUCACAAAAAUUUUUCUUCUAAAAACCUUCUGUCUAUUGGGCGGCGGAAGCUAUCCGUUUCCUUUCUUGUGUUGCCUAAUAUCCAUUUAUUUCUCAGUGUUCGCUCAACCGCAUACCAAAACGUAUCUGUUUGUUACAUAUCAACGCCUACUGGGGUGAUGGAUGUAAGAAUUUUUUUCAAAAUCCUCUGUGUGUUUCCCUCUGCUUAAACCCACGCAUAAUGAUGUCAAUAUUUUGUGAACUGAUUCCUCAGGACAUUCGUGACAAGUCGUAUUUAUUUUGAGAGUUUGACCGGAAGCGGACCAGCAUGCGUGAUGUGACUAAAAGGUUUACUCAAUAUCCGGUGUGGCAGAUAAUUCCGCUUGUUUACCAAAUUGAAUAUUCCAGCUUAUUAGCUGACAAUGUUUUCAUAGGCACUAAGGAUGAGAUGCACUAAAUAAAAAUACACUCCAGAGGUGAUGGACAAUUUUAGACCUUUGUAUUUUGUUUGGUUGACAGUGUAUGAAAGGAAUACCUGUGUUCAUGUUUCGGCGACUGACACUAUAUGCUUUCACGCAGUAUUGAAGCUUUUGGGCGGUUGAUUCUGAUAAAUACCAGAAGCCACAACAAAAGGAGCUCAUGAAUUUAAGGCCAUUUAACGGUUUCUUUCGAACACAGGGUAUUACUUUGUCUCCAAUUAGUUAGUACACAAAGAACUAUUCAAAGAUUCCUUUAAUUUUGCUGCAAUUUAAUUUUGAUCCUUUUAAAAGAUAUUUAUUACAGUGUUAUCGCAUCAGCGCAAUAUAGCCACCUGAACACCCGUAUAUAAAGUUUUGAAUACAAAUUGAAGCAGUUCUCUAACAGAGCAGUUUAAAUUGUAGGAUUAAAAAUAGAUAUUAGUGUAGAAAUGUAAUGAUAACAAUCGUGAAAGCAAUUAAAUAUGAAGGCCCGUAUCAUCAUCGACUUGAGUUCAGGAAACCUUGUCAUAAAAUGGAGGCGUUAAAAAUUUAAAGGAUGAUUAUAAAAGACCUUGAUCACGUUUCAGCAUUCUUGAAAUGAGCGCCAUCGCAAAUUGCACUUGGCUUUUUUAAUUAUAGCGUAGGGUUUUAUAUUUUUGGUAACGGUGACAACAUUUAAGAAUGUUGUAGUGUAUUUUAAGACGCCCUAGGUUUUCAAGAUGUUAAGAAGCAGCUGCUGGGAUUUAAACUAACGGUAAAUAACAUAAGUAGGCAGUGAAGUGUAGCUUAGAAAAUCCGGCCGGCUGCACAGCGUCCAAACCAUCUGCUCGUAACAAUGUAAACAGCUGCAAGGAUUUCCGAUUUUUCUUAACUGCUGCAGGUGGUUAAACGAAAUGCAUCCUUGAUAAAUACUUCCACCAAAAAUCAGCGCAACUCAGAUUCUCAGAGAUGCUUUCUUCGUAGAAUAAUAUUCCCACCUUUUUAUUCUAGAUUGCGUUGCUUGUUUUGGAACACAAGGUAUCACUGAGAGUCUUCUCAGGAUCAUAAUUAUUAUCAUUAUAAUAACAAUUAUGAUUAUUAUUAUUAUGUUCUACCGAUAUCAAAACCUUACCACAGAAGUUUAAAUGACGCUUAACAAUACAAAACACAACGAAGGGAUAUUGAAUGACCAUUUUGUCCAUACAAGCUUGUUACCUACAGUCUCUGGAACGAUACUGGAUAAACGAGCUAAAAAGAUCUUACAUAAUCCAUUUGGAAGUGUCUGAUUUCAUCUAGCUUGGGUCGUGAAAGUUAAUAUUUUGUCUUUUGGAAACCGAAACCAACUUCAGCAAGAUAUUAAUCUAAAUCAACAGGAGCUCGAAACUUCGGCCAAAUGCGCUGAUUAAAUUUACACGUCAAAUUCCGCUACUGUUAAACUGCAUCAUUUGGUGCCAUGUAGUGAGGUAUUGUCUUCGAAAUGUCUUCUUAAAUGAAAAUUGUUUUAAGAAUUUCUGACAGCACAAAGGAAACUUCACGCAAUUUUACCAAUUUCUAAGAGGACCAGAUGUUCGGUCGCACAGGUGUGGUUGACAAUGGAACACUAGUUGCUUGUCAAGGCUUAGAUUAAGUCUCCAUUGUUUCAUGUCAUGUCUUUUGUGUCUAGGGUAGCACCAAAAACGUGGUGUUUCCAAGGGCCUUAUUGGGGCGUACAUCCCACAAUUCCGCGCUUUUGUCAGCCUCGUCACAGCUGGGCUUCGGCAAACAACAGUCUUUGCUAAAACAGUACUGUGUUAUGAAUAUUAAUAUUGCCGAGUUGAACUAUUGCGUUUGUUAUGAAAGCAAGUCAUUGCCACCUCUUGAUUCUGAUAGUGCAGUUAAUUGUCCCUUACAUGCUAGCCUCAUUCACUCUGUGUAGCGAAGGAAAAAUAGUCUCUCUGUGCCGUUCCCGCGCACGAUUUAAUUUAUUCAAGCCGGAAUAUCCUCAUUCGUUAACGCGUGGGCCCUGAUUAGCGUAGGAGGGAUAUUUUAGUACCCAAGCCGUCGCAUUGUUUGAUUUUGAAUGAAUGGACUUGAAUAUUAGCGUGAACCUCAAAAGUUUUCGCAUUUGCUCGCCGAACGUACUAUCGAGCGUUUCGAAGUAUCUGUUACUGGUGAACCUCACCAGACUUCGUCACAUAGAACUGAAGUUGUCCGUGGUUAUUAGUAGCAAGGUAAGGGACCGAUAUUGUUCGGAGUCUUUCGGACCGAUGAUUUUGAUUGAGUAUAUGGUUUUUACUACACACAUGAUCACGCGAACGCUAAGCUAUGACUCAACACUAAUUCUAACUUGUCUCCGCUUGCAGUGCGUUGAAGAAAUUGACUAUGUCUGUUAGUAGUCUUCUUCUGGAAAGCUUUGGUACCACCUUCGAUCCUCUUCAACCAUUGCUGUUCAAAGAUUUUGGCGACGAUUCAGAAGAUUUGAAAUCAAAGAGUAAAGAAGCAACCGAUGACUUAUGGAAGAAUUUUUCAUUUCCGCCGACGCCACCGAUCUCUCCGGCUUGCUCGCCCCCGCACGCGGCGACCGAAGAGGCAAGAGAGCAGCCAGUUUGCUUCGGCGUGGCAGAUGAGGCAUUUUCUCUGGACGAAGAAUGCUCGCUGUACUUCCAAGCCGGUGACCUAAAAGAUAUAUUGAUUAAAGAUUGCAUGUGGAACGGCGCUGCUUUCGAUAAGAAUGCGGACAGGAAGCAGCAUCGAUCGAAUUCAAAAACGGAUCGAGUUCGUUUGUUGUGCCAGACACCGCCACUGAGUGAAUCUGCGGCAAGGAUUUUGAGUGUGGAUCCCUCAGAAAUCUUUCCUUUUCCUCUGAGUGCAAGCCCUGGAAGCGAACUGCGAGAAAACAUCGAUGAGCAAUCGGAUUCCGGUAAAUACAACCACUGAUUGGAUAAAUAAUAGAUGCUGAGUUGCUGCGGCUGAUUAAGUCUGUUCUCCAUGUUCGCCGGUCUUUGACUUUAGUUGUCACUGACCCGUUUUUCCUGUUCAUUGCCACAAUUUUUUUAUGUGUGCCCCACGUUCCAAGGUCGCAACUUUUCUUAUAUACUUCUUGUAAAUGUUUUCUUAUGUCCCGAAAAUAGCGUUAAAUUAUUUUCUUACAUUCAUGUUUGUUUUGCAAACUUUAUAGAAGAAGAGGAAGUCGAAAUUGAUGUGGUUACUAUAGAAAAUUCAAGCAAACGAGAGCAGGAAGCCGAUGAAGUUAUUGAAACUGAAAGUGUGGAAAUUUGCACUAGAAUCGAAGAACCGGUCCCAAGUGAAAGCUGCUCUGAAGUAUCAAGUUCAGAAUUGCGAACGGAAGACCCAGAGGAAGACGAGAAAACUGAAUAUGUGGGCAAGAUAAGAACACGUCGGCAUAGAAAAGUGUUAUCCAGCGACGGAUUGAAUUACCGCGAGGGAAAGAAACUUGUUAAGAAUAUCAGCAGCUCUGGAGAAAGCGAUGAGUCUGAGAACGACAGUGAAUUCACACGAGCGACACAUAACGUAUUGGAGCGAAAGAGAAGGAACGAUUUAAAAAUGAAGUUUCAAAAAUUACGAGACUGCGUUCCGGAAUUGAAGAACAAUGACCGCGCACCCAAAGUCUCCAUUUUGCGGAAGUCUUGGGAGUAUAUAAGUCACAUCAAACAAGAAGAAAGUAAACUCCUGACCGAGCUGGAAAAACAAAAGAAAGUUAACGCUAUGUUGUUGAAAAAGCUACUGGCUUUGAAUCAAGCGAACUAGAGACUUUUAAUAGCGGGACGUAAUGUUUUUAAGCCAUUUUAUCGACUUCCUACAGAGUUUUUUUUUUAAGUACCUGACUUGUGGUGACGAGUUUUUGAAAAUGUUCAUUUGGUUUUCCUAUUCCCACUUGCGCUUGAGUCGUCGAAGCGUAAAUUAUGAUGAAUGACCAAUUUUGCUGUGCAAUAUUAGUGACGCGAUAUUUUUCAGAGAGAAUUGAGGACACACUUUAGCAAAGCUGUAGUGGCCAAACUCAACCGUGUAGAACUCAGUUCGAGUUAAUCUUGAAGAUAGAAACUGAUUGUAAAUAGGGUUAUAAUUGUGCUGUUUCAUUGCGAACAGCUUUGAAACCGGCUUUGUGCACGCUUGACAAAGGCAUUAGAAUUUCACGAAAAUUUUUCGAUCAGUCUGAUGUAGAUUUAGAAAACACGAUUUGAGAUAGAAAGUACUUUUCAAAUCAAAAAUAAAAAUAAAGUCUUAACUAUACUCUGUUUAUUGAAUGUUUCGCUAAACAUCGGCGUAAAACGAUGGCGUUUUUGUCGAGGAAACAUCGAAACAGCGUGUUCUUUGUUUGGCUGAAACUACUAUUCCAUUCAAACGGAGUGACACUCCUCGAAUGAAUGACCACCGCAUUUGCAUUUUCAUGUUGACUUUAGCCAGGCUUAGACUAAACUGCAUAAAUUACAAAUCCAU